AUGAGCGUUUCAGCGGAUAGUAGCCCGCUUACAAGCGAUCCAAAUGCAAAUAAUCUGAAGCAAGGCAGUUUGCUGUUAAGCAUUUAUGGCUAUGCUCCUUUCCCUGGUAAGUUUGUUCACAACUGACAUCUAUUUGUAAGUAGUUGUUUAUAAAUUGCAUCGUUUUCACAGACAAUGGUACACGAGAUUUCGAGAAUGGCCUUUCUUUCAUCGUCCUUUGAUUCUCCCACAAAGAAGAAAAAAAUUGCGUGUCUUCUGCCUAAGUGCCCUUAAAGCUUUCGUUUAGCAGAAAAGAAAAAAUCGCUCUCCCCUUUUCUCCCAAUCGCUAACCAGUUUCGCUGGAUUGAUUGAAAGCGCACGACGCAAAAUGUAACUAUAAGCCUAACUCUCUAGUAAGAUGUAAUGACUGCAACUACAUGUAUUACUAUUAUGUAUAAUGAGCGCCAAUUUCACGGAGUUUAAUGGGGAAAAAUAAUUUUUACAAGCAGCCUUUAGAGAGAUCGUAGAUACUUUCUUCCCUUUUUUGGUUAAUUUUUAUUUUGUAAUUAUCUCUAAAUUUCGUGACUUGCCUAAUCGUUUGGCCACCUAUAGGCGUGAAUCUGAUAGGUUUCAAUGUCUUUGGAACAGCACACAUCAUUAGCGGUUUAUCACGGUACGAUAUUUAUACAAUGAUUUCAUUGCGGAGCGUCCCAAAAUUCCUUUCAACUUACUUUGUUUCCUACGAUGAUUGACAAACUUAUCUAACACCAACAAAUUCUUGAAGUCAUGGGUGGAGAUAUCGGACUGAAGGAAUUUUACGGGACAUGAUUUUCUUUGUCUUUUCCUUUUCGUAUUUCCGAUAACAGAUAGCUGGCGGGGAAGGCAACAACACAGCGGAAAUUGCCUCUGACGGGUGAAUGCGCCUAAUUAGCAAGGCCCUCCAUCUCUUUUAUCUUGGUGGCAUAAUUUUUAAACUAGACCACAAAAAUAGGGCUUCUUUAAAGUGACUGCAUUCAAAGUGAUUAUAUCCAGUAAGUCGAGUUUGAGACGCGGUUAACGACGCAAUCUGCUUGUGUUACAUGGCAUAGGGCAGACUAAUCGAAGUCCACAUUGAGCUAUCGAAUUUAAGGUUAAACCUUUAUCGCUUUUCGUUACGGACGGUUGAUAAAACUCCUGUUACGCUAAUUGUUCCAACACUAAAGAGCGUGUCAAGGCUUUUAUCUCAGAGUGUGUCUGGGUUUUUAUCUCAGAGUGUCUCAGGUUAUCUUGGUUUAACCCGUCGAUUCCACUCUGUUGGAUAGUCAGCUUGUUUGGCGCCUUCACCGUACACCUAAUAAUCGCGUGGUUUAGUAAACGGAAUUGGGUAUAGAAAGGUUGGGGGUUACAUUAGCUUGGGAGGAGGGGAUGGAUAGGUUUGGAAGUGAUCAAUAAUACACUCCUCACCCUUCUCAUUUUCACAUUGAUAAAACACGCAAAAGCAGAAUUUGAUAUAAAAAAAACAUCUGAAAUUCUCUAAUUAAAAGAUAAUUGGUAAUACACUCCUCACGCUUCUUAUUUUCACAUUGAUAAAACACGCAAAAGCAGAAUUUGAUAUAAAAAAACAUCUGAAAUUCUCUAAUUAAAAGAUAAUUGGCAAUACACUUCUCACGCUUCUUAUUUUCAUAUUGAUAAAACACGCAAAAGCAGAAUUUGAUAUAAAAAAAAACAUCUGAAAUUCUCUAAUUAAAAGAUAAUUGGUUACCUGAACAACAUUCUGUUUAUAAUUAUGUGUUUAUCAAUCACAAUUGUUAUGACAAACGUUAAUCGAAUCAGCAUACCAGAAAACUCUUAUCAUGUAGCUUUUUUUCCCUGUUCCUUGAGAAUACAAAAUUAGUCUAGCUUUUUUCUUUAUUCUGGAUGUCAAAACUUAGAGAAGCAAUUCAUGGCUAGGUGCCUCCUCGAUCAUUGUUGUUAUUACGUGGUCAUCUCGAUGGCACGCUGCUAAACUAAGUUAAUUGCGGAGUCUGUUAUAUCCUAGAAGAUAAGGGCUCCUUCUUUCACCAUGAUACGCAUCCGCACCUUUUCUUAAAAUAUUUUGAAAGCUGCAUCUGUUCAGUUAUUGAUCUCGAAAAACCAUGGAGCCUAUGACAAUAUAUAUUUUGUCCAACAUAGUGGAACGAAAUUCACCAACGUGUGAAAUCCAUUAAAUAAUGGUUUAAAAAAAAAAGCUUUCUCAAAAACUGAAAUAACUUGAAGUUUCUUUGUGAUCUUACUAUAAUUUUUUUAUCUUUUAUAUUUAUCACCGGCCUGACUAUGUCGAUUUAAAAUACUUUAUAACACAAUUCUCUCUUUGAUUUACAGCUUCUACUUCCCCUGCUUCUGAGUUGAAAAAACAAGCUCUUGGAAGAUCGAACAGUGUUGGAAUUAUUGAGAACAUCCAUACAAAAGCUAUUCAAUCAUCACCCUUGGCCGGCGAAAUACACUACGGUAAGAGAAAACACAAGUUGAAAAAAAAUUGUCUUAGGAAGAAGUAUGAGAUUGAUUUUUAAUGAAAAUUGCUUUUCUAAAGGCAGCGAUUAUGUUAAAACCCCUCUGUUAUGCAACACACUGGGAUGUAGCCACGUGGCACGUGGCUAUCCCUGUUGAGGACGUGAGGUAUGUACUGCAAUGUACAACAGGAAGUAGAUGAAGUACACGAGAGCGAGGCAUUAUUUAGUCGCCCAACCUCUCAUGUUGCACCCGCCAUUGAAAAAAAUGAUCGUGAAAGAUGAUAUGGUUUUUACUGGUAAAAAUGAUAGGGAAAACAAGGCGUGCCGUGAUAACUGUAGGUUUUUUUGAUUGGGUCGUUCUGAAAGGAUUAAUUAUGAGCAGUUUUUCAAUAGUAUUCAUUUCUAGACUUGCCGGUCAUUUGAGACAAAGUACGCUGUACUGCCCUGGUUUGUAAAAAUAGUAAUGAUUAGUUAAACCUACUCGUUACUUAGCAAAGAUUGAGUUACCUUACAGGAGUGGUGCGUGUAGGUGGUAGAUGUAUUUAUAUGUAAUGGUAGUAUUUUUGCACCGAGAACAGCGUUUGCUAAUUUUAUACCUCUGCAUGACAUGCAAAGAAAAUGUUUUGAUUUCCAUGGCUUUCGUGCGGGGCUAAUUGACGCUGCAUGUACGCGUUAUUGUUCAGCAUAUUCAAUUUAAUUUUUGAAUCAUGUUAUCGGAAAUGAAGUAAAUGCUGAAAGAACUAUUUAAGUGGGCUUGCAUUACGCACUCCACCCACUUACCAGCCUUACUGCCCUUUGAGCGCCUUAUCUGACUGGCAGAGGCGGAUAUCGAUUAUCGUUUACAGAACCGGAACGACCAGAAAUGUUAUCGUAUGGUUAUCGUGAGCAUAAUCUACCAUUUGAUUGAUGUUAUUUACUGACGGUCGUAUGCAAUGUCUGCUCAUCACUUCGAUUGGAGUUUUGAAAAAGCAAGGAAAAAAAACGUAAUCUUUCAUCAUCGCUUGGGCGAAUCUUAUCGCAAUCUGGCAAAGGUACGUACCACCUGGAUCUCGGUAACCUGGUUCAAGUAAUUAACAGUUGGCUGAGAGAAUUCCAUGUAAAUAUAUGUCUGAAACCCUGUUCUAUUUUGAAAUUAUCAAAACCUGCCAAGAAAGUCUAAGCCGUUCUUUCUACGGAUUUCGCGCGACGAACUGAAAGGGAUAUUCUUUUGCAAUAUAUAUGUUGCCCUUACGUUCUUAAUUGCUGCUUAACGAGGUUACGUGGGCUAAUAAACGUUACCUCGAUUGGUGCAAAAUCGUCGCACUUGUAGUGUUGAAUUAAGAAUUAAAAGCAGGGCGUCUUUUUUCAAGAGUAAGAGCUUUUACAUUUGUGUAAGAAUUGAUGCUCUUUCUAGACACUAAACAUGUUAUCAGACUUAAGGUUUUGAGGUCGAGGUUUGAUCUGCACCCAGUUAGGCGUAAAUCACGCGAUCUGCAGUCAACAGUUUGUCUGCUACUCGGUCACUUAGCAACGAUGGUCACCUUUCGUUAUUAUGUUCACCUCAUUAGACUUACACAAAAGAAUAACUCGUACAGACUAGAGCUAGACUAAGGUGGUUGCAAUGGAUUGGCGAUAUUGACGCAGACCUAAAGAUCCAAGUUGAGGGGAGGAGGGAACGGGUUGCGUCAAGUGUAUCAUACGCCUUGAGUAACAGAGUGCUUUAAGUGGCACAAAAUUUCUGUACUUUUUUCCCCUUUUUUUUCGUUUGGGUUUUAGUUGAGGGUCUUCUUCCAAAAGGAUUAAUGGCCUCGGCCCUGUGUGUAAAGUAAAAAAUGGAUUUACAGGGUUGAAUGGGUUGAAAAUAAAAGCCAUGGGGUUUGAUAUUGUUAUGACAAGUUCUUUAUCAGUUAAAACGAUGUUUUACAAAAUUCACUAUGUGAUAUUGCCUUAUGGCCUCUCAAUCCGCUUGAUGGAAAGAUCUGGAAAAGCUUUCUCAAGAGGGUGCUUUAUUUGUGGGCAAUUUGCCACUGUUGUGUCGAUUACUUCGUUCUUACUGUGCAACUCAAUUUAACUAUUCCUUGAUGAUGCGUUUUUCCUGGAGGAGACGAGCUACUUUUGCAGGUCUAUUUGAACGGCUUUACAUAACGUGGAAAGCGCAGGUGUCGGCCACAGCGCCUUUAAUACAUACAUGGCGCUCUUAGAGCCUUAAAUUCUUUUCAGUGAGUAGUAUCGAUCACGCCGGCCACAAAGGUAGACUAAACGGCUUAGUUCUCCAAGUAAGCAAGCACACUGAGCUGAAGACAGAACAAGGUCUAGGAAGUAAUCAACCAAACAACACGAAGCCAUUGCUCGUGAAGAAAAUUUUAGCUUGAAUACAGAGCAUCAAAGGAAUAAUUUCAAAUGGUAAAUCUCUACUGCUUAAUUACCUAGUUCAUAGCAAUGAGAUUUUUUUACCUAUUGAUUUUAUCACUCACAAAAAUGUUCGUAUUUUUGAGCUCGACGGUUCCGCUUGUGAGAUCUCGCUGUUAUUCGCUAAGACAAAAUCCGAUUAACUCUCAGCAGAAUCUUCCUUUGUUAUAAAGAUCCCGCUAUUACAUUGCAAGCUAAUUAAGACAACAACAUAACUACCUUAUCAACUGGUGUAUUUCUUCCAAAUGAUCUUAAUUCCGAGUUAAACCUUGGAGUAUCAGACUUAUCACAUAUCUUACGUGUAUCAUAGAAGAAAGAACUGCUUGAUCCUUCCUAUUCGACUGCGUGGGGUAUGGCUUAUGGCCCUUCUAAAAGUCUUUCCCUUAUAUUCUCAGGUUUGUUUGUUUAGCCCCGAUUUUCCCACUAGUUUCUUUAAAGCUUAUUCAGAGUCUUAAACUGUAAUCUUCGACUUAAAAGAAGAUAAAAAACAGAUCGAAUAGAGAAUCUUUUAUAAAGCUUUCCUUUUCAGGCCUAUCAACUGAAUUCAACAACGCUAAACGGUGUUUCUUUUCAUUUAAGAGGGUCUUCAUAGAGUGAUAGCUCUCACGGCUUACGGUUGAAAUUUUGGCCAUUUUACGGCUAACGGUUGAAAUUUUGGCCAUUUUACGGCUGUCAGUUGAAAUUUUGGCCAUAUUACGGCUGAAGGUUACAAUUUUGGCCGUUUUACGGCUAAUGGUUAAUAUCAUAAGACCCUCUUUUAACCCUUUAUUGACCAAGACAGAAUUUCUCCCAACAAUAUCAAUACAAUAUCAAGCAGAUAAGUGAUGAGAAUAAAGAAAAGAUCACUUUGGGGAUAAUUAGUUGAUCUAAUACUGAAUUCUCUGAAGUAACAUUAUGAGAAUUGUAAAGUUAACCGUACUGGAAAAAUUACAAGUUUGAUCUGAGAGUUUUAAUAGUUAGCGUGGAAUCACCCCUGACAAGGGAGGGGUGACUGGAAAUGGGAACCGGUCUCUUUCUCCCCCUUUGAUUUUUAACUUCUUUUUUCCCACUUAUUACUUUUAAUUUUUUUUUUUUCGGUGACAGAGGUGGGGAAUGGAUCAGUGUUAUGUGGGUUUCUCUAGUAUCAUUUAGGUCCGCUCUCAUAUGCUUCGCCAUUGGAAAUACUUCUUAAGGAUUAACUCCAUGCGAGUAACCAACAUCUUAUAUCUUCUUACAGUAAUACUGCUGAAUUAUUUAUUAAGAGCAGGAGAGAAGAGAAAUGAUCGCUAAUUUAUCUAAAAGGAUUUGAUUGUUCAAGGAAUUCUCCUUGUUGGUAGCAAAGGGAAGAAGAUAAAAAAGUAUUGAGAACAUGGAUAGUAAUAUUAGCGGUGUAAAAGGUUACAUUAAUUAAAUUCAGACCACAGGGAAGUCUUUCGUUACACAGCCUUAAAAAAAUCCCUAAGGAAAGUAAUGACUGGGACCUAUUUGUUGACACCUUUAUAAAUAACCAUAUACAACUGAGACCAGUAAAGUGACACCCAAUACCUGCCGUAUUGACUUUGGAGCCUUUUUCAAUUAGCAUAAGGCACAUCCGACGCUACCGACAAAACAUGAAUAUUCAACGCGGUACCCUCAGCGCAAUGAACUGUGAUCUCCACUCGUAUUGUUCGCCGGUAAAAAUAUCCUUCGCAUCACCGAUGAGUGGGAUUGUUUGGGCCAUAAGCACGUUUUAAUUACGCGAGCUCCUCUCGAAUACAGCGCUUCAACUGUGGUUAUUUUUGGCUACAAUACUGUUGAGCAAAAUCUGUCGAACGACUUCGAGCACUACUCUCAAGAGUAAUCUAUCUUCACCUCUCAUUGGUGUGACAACUUCGAUUUAGGUGAGUUGAAAUGAUUUAGAAAAACCGCAUGAAAGAAUGGCAUUGCACGGGCGUAGUUUUGUAAGCUAUGCGAGACAUGUCGGCGCAACCAGUCGCUAAAUUUUUUUGAGUACAGUCGUCCGAUAUUUCCUGUUCAAUACCAUUGUAUGCGCUUUUACCGUCGAGGGCGAGACGGUAGCCGCUCGGCUCGUUUCAAAUCGAUCAUUUACAAAAACGUCCCUCACUUGCCACCGAUGAAAACGUGGUUAAAUUUGUCUGAAUAAUCGACAGUUCCGACAAGGAGGCUUAAGUUAUAAAACUCUUGAAUAAUCCCAAUGUACAGCUGACAUUUGAAGAGGUAACAAAUGCAGGCUAUAAUAUUACUCGCCUUCUGUGAACUUCGUUACCACGAUUGAUCAGUAUAUAUAUGGUUGAUGUUUUUGGAUUUUAUUGUAUGAAAUAUCGAUCAAAUGUUUAACUUGGUGAAGCUGGAAUCUGCGCUUUCAGGUUUGUGUUUUGCUGUUUAUGUUUUGCCUGUCAUUUACGAUUUACGCCCAGCGCGGAAAGCAAUGAUUCACGAUAUGUGAAAAUUUUGAGAUGCCUUUUUGUUCUUUAACAAUAUGACGUGUCAAAAAGCAACGAGCUUUCAGGUUUUCUUAAGAUCAGGCCUAUGUUUCUAGCCGGUGAAUUUGCGCUUUCUUCUAUGAAAGGACCUACAUCGAAGUUUCUAGUCGAUGGAAAAUGAAAUUGAAAAUCACUUGGUCUGAAGGGUUUACGGAAAAUUUUUGCUCUCCAUUAUGCAAAUGCACAGAUAACGUAUUGAACUAUCAGGGUACUCGUGUUUUGAUUUUUAAUUGAAAAAAACUUCGUAAUUUUAAAAAUUUUCGCCAGAAACAAGAAGCGAAUUCGACAAAGACAAGAUUGGGUCUUUAGUGUCAGUACGAUGCGUCGACCCAUCAUUCAUAUUUACAUCUGUUUCUCUGAAUAGUUGCUGCUGUUCCUAAUUGAGUCGCAGUUGGUUGUCAUUCAUGAACGGGUGCAGCUUAUAAACAUAGACGGAAAGAAUUAAAAUCGAAGCAGCAAUUCAGAUCACCCGUUCGUGGGAAAAAGCGUGACGCACGCUGAGGCAGAAUCGAAAGUUAAUGUGAAUUAAGUGAAAAGCAAAACUGACAAGUGACAAUUAUUUUACCCCUUCGGUACGGAAGGUCAGAUAUGUGUUUUCAAACUCAAUUUUGUUCGUCAUCGUAGAUUUCACGGUAUCUCGUUAUUUUUAAAGUAGCUUAAACUUCAUAAAGCCGCGGUAUUGGUUAUAUCAGACCCUUACUCCUCGGUAUUGAACGUAAAAGCCUCGUAAGCACCCAAGAUAUGAGAUAUAUAGCCCGCGAAUUACUCUUGUGUAUGCUCCGUAGAACUUAUUUAUCAGACAGCGAAAUAAUCCUGCUGUUUACUUUAGGUGCUCUUUGUUACAACCUCGUUUGUUAUGAUUUUCUUUGGAGUCGAAUUUGUUUGCGAAACAGCAGCUUUCGUACACAAACUGACUUCAUUCUCUCGGAAACAUGACAUUUAGUGAAUAGGCAGGAUUUGGUAAGGAUUUGUGCGCAUGUUGUCAAAGCUAAUAAAUCUGCGCAGCAAAAUAUUGGUUCAGUGUCGUUAAUUCAUUAAAUUUUUAUUUCACCCGUUAGUAGUCGCACCUUAAAGUAUAAACGCAGUAGAGUAUGAUAAUAUCACCACAACAAACACCACUAGAAUUGAUCGCAGUGUACCCUAGAGAGUAGGGUCUUUUUCUGCUCGCUAACCACGCACGCGAUGUCAUUGCAAUAAUUUGCCGUAGGUCAAGAAUAAGCCUUAUUAGUUACCGUACUAAAAAGCCCUUUGGGUUUCUGCUUUUCUGUUCUAGAUGCGUCCAAACGAAACAGUUGUUUUGAAAUAAGAUCCAACGAGAUGCCAAAGAGAUCUACACCAGGCGAGCGCGAGAGAAAAACGUCCUCUCGUUUAUUCCGCUCGAUGUCUUUGAGCGGACGCAAGCAGACAAAUAAAGAUCAGCCCGCUGGAGACGAUAAGAGGAAUUCGGCCAUUUCUAUAUCAGAUAAUGAAAAAGUCACUGUCCUUAGGGAUCACAAUGCGCAGCUUUUAGACGAGAAAAACAAAGCCGUGAACGAGUGUGAUAAAAUGAACAAGGAUCUGGUGGAUGCUCACGAAAAAUUAAAGGAAGCCGAGCGAGAGAUCGAAAAUUUGAAAGAGUUGUUGAGCACGAAGAUAAAGAAAGAAUUUGAUAACUGCGAGGUGGACGCAAGCGACAAAAUAACUCGAAUGUCGUAUAGUGACCUUGAAUUAGAACCUCUGGAGACAAAGGACAAUGUGAUUUUUCCUUCUAAAGUUGAACACCUCGAGACCACCAUUCAAGCAAGCGCUGUUCCACUUCAGAAGACUUCUUCGUGUAAGGAGUGCGAACGUUUGAAACAGUCUCGGAUCAAAGCUGUGGUGGAGGCCAUCGCUUUGAGGAAGUACGUCAAAAAUCUGAACGACGCUCUUUCUGGUGGUGAUGCGGAUAAACAGAACUUUUUAAACGACGUUCAGAAAAGGCUUAUUUCUGCACAAACUGAGAAAGAGGUCGCUUUGGAAGAACUUGCAACAGUUAUUGAUCAAAGGAAUCGGGCAGUUAGAGAAAAGGACAGAGCACUCGAGGAAUGGGGAAAAGCAACGGGUAAAUGGGAGAAUACGUUGGACCAGUUAGAUUCCCUUGUAAAAGAAAUGAAUAAGGUAAGAUUUCUUUAAACCAUGUGUGUGUUUGCGUGUGAUGCGCGCGUGUUAUCACACAGACACGCGCGCAUUCGAGGCAGUUUAAAGUCAAGUCCCUCUGAGUCGGUUGAUUACGUUAAGAAGCAACUUAAGAAAGUUAUGAUGGCAUAGAGGUGGGUUUGACUCUAUGAUAGAGGAAUCAAAGAUCUCUCUCCAGGGUGUUUUUGGUUAUGAAUUUUAGACCAGAGAGAACUGCUUGUCUUAAGAAUGGCACUACCACGGGUAUUUUUUCCGAGAGAAAAUGAGGCGUUUUAUUCAUGCUUAUAGCUGUUUCUUAUUCUAUCUUAUGGCGUUUGAAAUAACAGUGAAACCACAAUGUAACAACGUAUUAGGAGUAGUGGUCGAACUUGCAAAUACUGAUUAUAUUGAAAUAACUGAAUGAUCAAACCGUGUCCAAAAGGUUCAACAGUCUCAAAAGAGUUGGCGAGGAAAGUUUAUUGAGCCCGUUUUCUCCAACCAGAAAGCUAGUCUUAGAAGUUUACACAGUUAUAGAGUUUCCCUAUUUCAUUAUCUGCCAUUUUGUUCUCAAACGAAUAUAAGAAACACUUUAGGUGAUGUUUGAAGUAUGCAAUGGUCGCGCGGUUUUCUUUGAGCAAAGGGGGGAAGGAAUUUUGGGCACAAAAUGUGCGCUUGCACCGUUCAGAAAAUGGCCGUCGUGAAAAAUUAAUUAUUCUUAAAAAACCACAGAUACGUCCUGAUUACUAGACCGGUACUGCAUCUUCUCACGUACAGAACGCUCCAAUGUUUAGAAAUAAAAUUAUCAACAUGAUCAUUUGCUUUGCUAGAGUAGGCCCCAGUAGGUUCUUUUCUUUACUCGGCUUUCGAAAACGCGUCUUUCUAGUUGACUCUGCGCCAUGUUUAGUUCAAAACUGUACAGUCAGUUUGUAUUCCGAACCUCCAAUGUCACUUGUAUUUGCUGUUUGUAGACCAUCUUUGAUGGAUGUCAUGACAAACGCCACAAAAAUUUAAAGUAUGUUAAUGACUAUACCACAAGAAUGAAUUUCACAAUAGAAUGACUAAUUUGUUGCUCUUACAUAUUAAUUAUCUCACGAUCUAAGCAGAGCAAAACCUAUUUGUAUUGUUGCUUAACAGAUCUUAUCAUGUACUCUUGUUAAUGACACUUUGAAAGAGUGUGAAUACAGCGCGAUCUGUUCCUUUGUGCAAAGUAAGGUCUUGUGGCUUUUGAUAUUUUGCCUUCGGCGGGGGAUUCCUUUCGGCAUGCAACGAUGCUUGGAAGAAAGCACGCACAACUUUCGAUGUAUAAUAUGAAAAGUUAGGUUUUUAUUUUGAAGUGCAAUGCGUUUCAGUUUCAAUAUGUUACCACGUUUCGUAUUGGAUGAGUUAUAUAUCGUUAGAUGGCGAGACUGAUUCAAAAUUAUACUAACAGUUUGUGAUCGCUUUAUCAUGGUAGAUUGGUUUGGUUACAAACUCAUUGUCGCAACAAGUUUGUGCAUACCAAAAUUUUUAGCCUGAAUGUAAAACUUCCAAAAAUGAAUCUUGAGCAAAUGAUAUCAUCGCAAUUUGUUGAUCAAAUGUUGAAAAAAAAAUAGAUAGAUCAAUUGUAAAAAAGAUAAGAAGUGUAAUUAAGCCAAGGUACUCGUAAAAAUUCCAGUUACGGUAGCCUAGACUUGCAUAAUCAAUGAGAGCUUGAAAAAGUCUUUCAUGAUAGCCCUCCAAGUUAAGUUUAAGUAUCGGAAGAUCUUAGACAAAGGUUCUCUCUUUAUUCUUUGGGUUACGUCCCACAUCUCCCUGAGGUGAUUGGAAGCAUGCGGCAGUCCUUUUUCUAAUAUAGAGGCUAAUAGCGAAGCGAACAAAUAUUAACUUGUCAGGAACCUAUGUGAGCACCUCAUUAAGCCCCUUUCAGUUGGUACAAAUGUAAAUACGUAAAGUUUUAUCUGAAAAAGGGUUGUAUAGAAAUCUAGAACGACUUGUGUUCAAUUGAGGGUCUGCAUGUAGCACACUUAUUGAUCGGUCAGUUAGUGACUUAUUUGCCUACCAUCACGAUGACUAGUCCAAUAACCAUGUCAGUUAAUCAGUCAGUUACACAGCUAGUCAUGAACCCAGCCAGUCAUUCCGUCAGUGAAUUAAUUUUGCAAUUAAUUGACUAUUAAUGAGUCAAUAUGGCAGCAUGUGGGCUAGUCCAUCCAUUGAUGAGUUGGUCAGUCAGUCAGGGAGCCAGUCAAGCAGUCAGUCAUUCGCAAAGUCAAUCUGUGGGUUUGUCAGCCAGUCAUUUGAUCAUUACUCAGUCAGUCGGUCUGUCAUCCAUUUGUUAUCAUCCUUGUUAGUUAUUUAUAAGUUUUCGUUACAUUCUGUUUGCAGGUGAAAGCAGAACGCGAUGAUCUUACCAACAAGCUAAAGAGAAAAGAGGAAGCCUUAGAGAGAGUCAAGCAGGAGACAUCUUUAUUAUCUGAGCAGAUCGAAGUCACGAAGCAAGAUUCAAAUGACUCCAUAGAAGAAGAAGAAAAUAUUACCUUCAGGGACAGAUCCGAGAACACGCAAUCUGUAAGAAAAUUGAGCACUGAACUCACAAAGGCUCAGCAACGAAAUUUUGAAAUGGACGCUAGAGUAACAUCACUAGAGGAGAAGUCAGAGACUUUUAAGAGAGAAAGAGACCAUGCGAAGGAACAGUGGAGGCAGUCUGUGAAGGAACGAAAGAGGUUACAUCGGGAGAUUGCUUGCAUUGUUCAAGCUAGGGACGAAGCAAUACAAAAAUGUUUUUCCACCGCAGAACAAUUAGAAAAACUGAAAGAGGAGUAUAAUCACUUGCUGAACCGGUUAGCAAAAACCGGUUUGAGUGCGAACAACACUAGUGAACUGUCAAUUCCGUGUUCUCUCAAGGAGUGUAAAUUUUGCGCGGGUGAUUCCGGUGGAGGACUUGAGGUAAUAGUUUAUCAUCUUCCUUAUGCAAUGUCAAUGAAGGCGUAGUUGAAGCCAAAAAAAAAAAAAUGUCAACGAGACAGAUCUCCUUUUUCCCCCUACUUCGUGAUAUAAAAUUUGACCUUAACCAGUAUAUUUGAUGCCUAACCAGUAUAUUUGAUGCCCUUUAUUGCCAUUUGAAAAUUUCUAAUAUUCUUUUUCAUUUAGUCUCCAGAGACGUCAUUCACCGAAAGUGAAGAAAUUCGUGUAACUUUAGAAAAGGUUUGUUGAUAUGUGAGCACCUCUGGUUGUACAUGUAACAUAGGCAGGCUUGAUAUCAGCUUGUCUGGAAGGCACUAAAAUUGUUGUCAGGCUGAUUUGAAGGCAAUGACGAUGAAUGUCAUUGUGGUAUGGAGCGGUAAAGUACCAGAAGAAACGACGUUGGAGGCCAAAAUGCUUCCCGCAGAUUUUUAGCGUUUCACAAAGUAAUAUCAGUAUCCAUAUUCUCCAUACUCUUCUACAAACCUUUCCUUUAGUACUGACUGGGAGAAUUUGAUUAAUAAUGGUAAUAGGACCGAGUGGAGUCCAAUUCGGUCUGUAAUCAUACGAGUGAUGAACAAAAUUGGACGACCACGAAGCGGGAGUCCGAUUUGUUUAUCACAAGUAUGAUUACAGACAGAAUUGAACGACAAGAAAUCCUGUUUUCAAUUAAUCAUAACCAUUUCAAUUUCCGAAAAAACAAAUACGCCUAAAACAAAUAUCUCCAGUGGAGACAAUGUCUUUAGUUCAAAAUUCCUUCAUUUUGGAAAUUGCCUUUUUUUCUUUGGAUAAGUGGUUGUUGCUAUGGUUAUUGUGAUCAACUCUAUGAUUGGUGGAUUCAGCUGAGUGGACCUAGUAUGAUUAGCUGCUUCAACUGUCCGAUUAUAGUUGUCCGAUUACAGCUAGCUGUCCGAUUACAACUGUUUGAUUAUAACUGUACAGAGUGAUUAGUGAUAUAUAAAGCAGCUGAUGCACCAAUCGCAUUUGAGGAAAUUUUAAUGAUUAGGAUUAGUUAUAUAAUUUUGUUAGGUUGAGGAUCAUUUCCUUAAUUCUCGUGAUCUUAUUGUAUGAUUCAGCAGUAAAACCGUGAGGAGAAGUUAGAUGCUGGUCACUCUUAGGGUUUAUAGGGUUGACUGACAUAACAUGCGUUCUUCAUUACGAAAAGGCCAGAAAAAGAAGUAAGGAAUGGUAUUUUUCUUUGUAAUUUAGGAUGAUCCAUUGGACUCUAUCAAAUUGGCCCGAGUUUCCAUGAAUGGAAGAUCUUUUACCGCGAUAAUUGAUGUUGACAAGGGUUUAGGGAGCGUGAGGAACAUAAGGUAAUUAAUGCUUAUAUUUAGCUUAUUGCUCGACUGAUUUAGUUGAUUACACGUAGUUUAUUGAUAGAUAGAUUUUAAAAUCUUCUUUUCAUCGGUGUUCUACAUUUUUAACCAACCCAUUAAGGCUCCACUGCCUUUGGGUUGUUAGUUCCCAUAAACCCCUCGAGUUCGAGAGGUUAAAAACAGGAAGUAAAGAAAGACGCUGUACUCUGGUGUUAAAAAAAAGAAUUUCAAAUUGUCAAAAAGGUAUAAGGAAAGGAGGUGCACGCAGCUCGUUCGUACGGAACAUUUGAAUUGUGAAAUUGAACGAUGAAAUGUUACUGCAUCUUUCAAUAACUUACGAACUUACGAGUUUCAGAAUCAAAGUUUUUUUUUUUUUGGUGAUAGUGGUGCUAUUAAUUAUAAUCGAAACGAACUUCUAAGAGCACAAAAUAAAGAAUCGAUCAAAAUCUGUCAGUCGGAAUGUGAGAACAAAAUACUAUGAAACAGUGCCCUCCUUACGUCUUGAAGGAUCAUGUUGUGUACCUCACGAGAGGCAUAAAGCACAGUGACUAAAGGUAGCUAAUGUUUUUUUUUCCAUUGAUGCGAAUUCUAGCACUAUAGUAUACUUUGUUGCGAGAAGAAAAGUAAAAUGGCUGAUGAACAUUAUUUUUUUAAUUUUUAGAAAAUAUGACGAGAUCGUCUCCAUCAACGAUAUUCCAGUAACAGAGGGUGACCAAAACCUGGUGAGAUCUUUACUGGAUGGAGCUCUUACCACACUCAAUAUGGUGAGCCUGGGGGUAAUUUGUGCGCCCCCUUCUGUGUGAGAUUGCUGAGUAAUAGGGAAACAUCUGUCAUAUUUAGUGUCGAGUUUGUGCUGCAGAGCGUGGCAAGAAAGGCAAAGUGCAAGGAACGGAAAAUUUACAAACCAUAUGACCAAUGUUGUACCCCUUGAUACAAACAUUAAGUAAUUGUGAGUUAUUCAUCGUUCUGCUUAUGACGUUUCUCAGGUUCUCAAGCGGCAAAUUGGGACAUACCAGUUAAGCUUUGACUUGGACCUCAAAGCACCGAAGAAAUCUAAAGUCGGUAAGUUUAGUAGUCAUCUUUUUAUAUAAAGUAGACUUCACUUAUGUGCAGUAAUUGCAAUUUCGCGCACAUUACUGAAGGAAUGAUUUCCAUUGAAAAAGAGAGACAAUUGCCCAAAACAAGUGGUGUUCAUAACUGCAACGAUCGCUUACAUAUUCUUUUCUUCAACCGCAGUUCACAUAUAUGAUUUUCAUAUGUUUACAGUCAUUUAUUCACCACCUUGUGGGUUUAUUUGAACUAAACAUAAUAACCAGCUCCCAAUUGGCUUGUUAGCUCAGUUUGUAGAGCGCUGCACCGGUCAUGGGUUCAAAUCCCGUGCAGGCCUGAAUCUUUUAGGUCCUAUUUUUGCAAUUACUUAAUUAGUGUUUAUAACUGCGAGGAUCGCCUCCUUAUUCGUUUCUUCAACUGCAGUUCACGUAUAUGAUUUUCACAUAUUUUCAUUUACUCUGUGUGCAUAUGAAUUGUUUUAAAGGUUGUAAGGUAUGAAUUCAAACAGAUAUCCCAUACCUUUACUCUCCUCCUGCUUACUCAGUCCUUAUUACAUAACAUCGCUAAACUUAACUCUGACAGAGAUUCACAACUUUCCUUAAAUGUGAUGCGGACUAAACAGUUAUUUGUUUACAUCUUCUAGGUCUUGGUUUCGAAUGUGGGUUAUAUGUAAAAGAGUUAAAGCAUGGUUUUAUUUCAGAGGAUCAGAACAGUCUGAAAAUUGGAGAUUACGUCAUGAAGGUAUUGACUAAAACUAAUUUAAAUUUUAACAUUCUGCGCCCACAUACAUAUACAUACAUACAUAUACUUUAUUUGUGCUCGAAAUUCACAGUGUAGCUGUAGAGCUAAUAUCUUGGAGAAAAAAAGCUAAAAUAAAAUAAAAUAUGCUAUAUUACAAUUCCAAUAUUAUUUAUAAACUAUAUACAACAUUAUGCAUGCAGAGGGAAAUAUAACUUGUAGAUCUACCGUGGAAAAGCUUCGUAUAUGAGGAUCUCCUGCUUGAAUUCUUGAAAAAUUUCAUGUUUUGUAAGUGUCUGGGAGAGAGUUCCAUAUUUUGCUAGCUACGUAUGAAAAAGAGUGUAGACCGUAAGUCGUUGUUUUUGGGUUGGGAAGGGUCAGGAUAUGAUUUCCGCCCAAAAUGUAGGAUGAAGACCGUACGGUGAACAUAUCUUUUAAAUAACUUGGAUAAUUUGUAAAUAACAGACUCAUAUAACGUGAUCACGAAGUUCUGGAGGCGUCUAAUGAAUAGAGAUUUUAAGUUAACUUUGCUUAGUAAAAUGUCAUAUGGAGAGCUGUAGUCCUGUAGUAUAAAAGGGCAAAAGUGAAAAAUUUGUCCCGGGGUAUUAUUAUUGUACAAUUAAACAUUGCACUCAUUGCAUUGAAAUCUUACCAUUCAUGUCCUGUUUACUCAUCUAGGUCAAUGGAAAACACCUUGAUAAGAUAAUCGCUUCCUCGUUGGAAAAGGUUACCAAGAAGUCUGGAGACAAACUGAAGCUUCACGUCACUAGAACGAUCUCAGGAAAACCUAUGGCAUGUGAGUUCAAGGUACAGUAAGAUCUAUUUCUCCUUUGUGGUAUUGAUUUUUUUUUGGAUGUAAAAUGGAAAGAUAAAAAGAGAUUUCUGAAAACCUUUAUUACGAGCGUGGUACAAAAAAGAAAAGCGAGAAUUCGAACCACAGCCAGAUUCGAUUUCGCGUUCAGAUGAUACAGCGAACUUUUAUUCUUGUCAGCAAGCUGAAUAGUGUGCUGUAGGUUCAUGUAAGGGAAACGAAUUUCAAGAAAUUUUCGACUCAUCAGUUUUGCGAUCUUUUUCACUAGUAGCCUUUUUGACGUUAACAACAUGAACAAUGAAACUCUGACUCGUUUUCACGCUCCUUUUGUUUCUUGAAGCAUCUUCUAAACUCUCCGCUUUCGUUCGACUUCGUUUAAAAGGCGAGGCUUUCUUCUUCGUUAUUUUACAACCGAUAAAAUUUACGAUUUAUGUCACAUUUUUUUUCUCGCUUCCAUUUAGCCGACGAGUUAUACUGACUCCGAAUCUGACACUGUCGUACUAAGACGCCUCUCACGCGGUAAUGGCGACAACCGACUGUCACUCAUAUCAAAUGACAGCUCAAUAUCACGUGACUCCAAAUUUUCUUACAACUCAAGCCUUGGCUCCAUGAGCUCAAACAAUGAUUCGUCUCUGGCUGACUCGAGCUCGGAUCUCUAUGGCAACAGAUUCACUGGGUAUGGCCUCUUUAUGCCCGACCGGCAUCGAACUCCAACGACCAUCUACAGCCCUUCGUCUGACACUCAAUUAGAAACGAUUGUCGCAGAUGAUUGGCCGGACGUAGGGACUGGGAACGAUUCUCAGACUUCCACGGAUGCAAAGGAAAGCGAUUCGCAUAAUCAUAGCACUCUAAAACCCAACAUUCGAUCACCAAUGAACCGAAAGUUUGUUAGCACGUCGCAACUGCAGUCGGGAACGUUUUUGACGCCGAUGGGUGCAGAUGGAACAUUAGUGCGGGCUCAGUCGACCAUCACUGCUGUUCGCGUGGACGAUGAUGGGUUGACUUCUAACUUAUCGAAAUCCUCUACAUGUGGAGCGAUUGUUCCACUGGGAAGAAGGUAAUUAGAAUUAAGAUCUUCCACGACACUGACCCUCUGCUCCUUAAAAUGUUGCAUGCGAUUGUCAAGUGUGAAAUUAAUUUGAAACCGUCUUCAUAUGCCUUAAAGCGGGGUUUGGUUUUAGGAAAAAAUUCAAGGGUAUGAAGAACCGAAUAUUUCACUCGUUCCAUUUCGAAGGAGUAUCACUGAAUUAUCCUCAAAUACCAUAUAGUUUGAGAUGAAAUCGUGAUUUAGAAUGGUUAGUAACGGUCUUCAAAGUUUUUUCGCAAAGUAGUUUGUUGCACAAGCCAGUUAACAAAACAGAUCUUCUUAAUCAGCGUGUUACAACUCGGCAACUACAAAACAAAACAAGAACAAAAUAUUCUCUCAAUAUAACUAGCAGAUUUGAGCAGUAAUGCUCUUUGAAUCGUGCUAAAAAAUUAACGAAAGUUAGUCCGUUAAUUUUUUACAAGGCAGGGAAAAAUUAUGUUUGUAUGUUGCUCACUUUUAUCUUGUCAACCCCAAGAACGACCAAAAUGAAUUUCUUCCUACAAAGUCAAUUAAUUCCCAAGCAGAAAAGUAACUAGAAGAAAGAAAAAUAUCAAUCAGGGGAAAUCAUUAUAUUUCGUACUUAAUUCUCAGAUAAAAAUUAUUAGAAAUGUAAAGCAGACGGUAGGGAGAAUUGUUUUUCAGAUCUUGGAAAUGAAAAAAAUUGGUAACUAAUCCCACUUGUCUCUUCCCAGUCCUCGUAUAAUGCGGUUCGAGAAGAAAUCGUUGGAUGGCCUGGGAGUGGAAGUCUCUGGUGGUUACCGUGUAGGUAUUUACGUCAUCGAAUUGCAGGAGAACUCAAUCUGUAAGGCUGUUGGCCUUCAAGUUGGAGAUAGGCUGCUGAAGGUAAAAAAUGAAAAUUUUUUUGUAUUGUUUUUCUCUCCCUGUUUUAUAUUUGGUGUUUCUAUAAACAAAUAAUAAAAAAUGAAAAAGUUUAUUUGAUGUCAGUGUGUUGUUUGUGAGGGAGUAUUUACUUUAAUGUCUUGAAUGACGGAGAAACUUAGUCAGAGCUGAAUUGAUCUAUGAGCUCAAAUUUAACAUUCGUGUAUUGCAUCUCUUACCCUUUAGCUUAACAGUUACGAUCUCACCAGAGCGACCCUGGAUCACGCCACACGGAUUGUUCGUCUUUUACGCACAUGCACGUAUAUCAGAAUCGAGGCUCAACAAGUGUUAAGUAAGUCUCACAUCACAUCUAUCAUCUUUACUGUUAUUAAAGGUUGUAAUGGUCGAGUAGCUUCAGGACGUGAGUGAAGUGCUCGUGCUGCGUUUUGGGAGGGGAAGCGCAAUUCCUCCCAUCCCUGUCCCGCUUCGUCUCAGCUGGUUUGGAAAAGCCAGGUCCGGGACGUCGACGAACAGUCCGAACAACUGGUUGAUAAUUUUCACAAUUAUCUGAAAUGGAAAUAUUAGGAGUAGCCACAAUAGGGAAUAUAAUUCAGCGCUACUCAAAGUUUGAUGCUGCCUCUCAGCUCUUCAAAUCACAAAAUUUUUUCACUGAACGUCACUCUGUUUCUCUCUUUUUUACUUUUUUUUUUUCUCGUGCUUUCAUCAUUCCUUCAAAUUUCACACACGAGCAUCAUUCUUGGAUGUAUAGGGGCAACGUGAUCCAAUUUAUCGACUUUCUUUAAGUUAAAUCGCUAAAUCAUCGGUUAGUUUGUGUUAUUCUGUUCAGAUCUAAUCAAGCAAUUACUCUUACAUUAGAUUACGAGGAAGUCCUUGGAGACAAACCCUACGAUUCGCUUUAUGUCAGGUGGGUAAAUAGAGAGCGUAGAGGCGACUUUUAACCCUUUAACUCCCAAGAUCUCAUAAGUGAUUCUUCUUACUGUAUGUAUAUGACGUUAGUUUGGAGAACUUGGAAUUGGAUCAACCAAUAAUCCCCUAAUUGAUACUUUUCUUAAUUCUCAUUACUCGUCUGCUUGAUAUUGUACUGGUUAAAGUGUGAAAAGAGUUAGCUUUUGACAAUCUCGAGGUGGUUUAAUGCGUGGAAGACAGAAAUGGCGCAAAAUUACGGGCGCAAAUCACGCCUCUGGGAGCCAAUAAAAUGCCGUGAUUUUGAAAUGUUGUAUCUAUUGACAAAAUUCCCCUCUCCCAUCCACCAUAUUCCUGUAGACAUUUCCAAUUCGAAAGAGUUGGGUGACAUUCAAAGUUCAAGGUAACGAGAUUAACAAUUCAAUAGAACUGUACAAUAAGUCAGAUGAUGGUUUCCCGUACAGGACAAUUCACCCUUAUAAGGCAAUGGCUCCGGACGAACUAAGUUUUACUGUUGGAGAAACAUUGCACGUGAUAAACACGCGCGCAAAUUACGAUCAGGCGAGACAGAGCUGGAAGUGGGUGGCUCAGCGUGCGAGGAAGGACGGGAAGGUUCUCGAGGAAGGACUGGUGCCCUGCAUGGGAAGGUAAACACGAUUGAUGACUUUACUAACAAGAAUGCAAGCCACAAAGUUUUGGCAAACCUUUCCUAUUUGCGGAGCACAGAGUUGGUGAAAGACUGAAGGCAACUUCAAGAUGAUACAUUUAGAAUUAACUACCUUUAAAUUUGGGGCAAUUUUAAAAAGUAGUAGAUUUUGAACAAUUUAAAGUAGCGGUAAAUACGCGGAAGAAAUAACUGGCUAUCAAGCAAAAAGUUGUAGAAGAUAGAAAGGAAGAAUCGGUGUACAAUUAGGAAAAAUUAAAAAGAGAAAAAAUUAUGGAGUGGUGGCUAGAGUAAAAAAUACGAAACAAAACGGUCGAAGGCAUUGUCAAAAAUGCAAACACACUUGCACACAUCUUGACGAGACCAUGUAUAGUAUUUCAGCUGGCACCAUAAAUGUUGAUGAUCUUUAACUUAAACUCGUUGUGAACCAACUGAUCAAUUUUAAAUUAUUUGCGUAAUUUUGUGCUUUUUCAUCAGUAUUCCAGAACAUGUAGAGUCUGCUGUCCUGACGCAAACUUUUCAGCGGUUUGAAUCUGAGUCAGAGGAACAGAUGAGUGAUGACGCACCAUCCACGUUGAAGAGAGCGUCAACUGAACGUCGCAGUAUCAUACAGCGAUACCGCAAACUCAUGAAACGCGAGAGUAGAGAUUUACCCAACAACACUGAUGAAAACGGUGAGAGCAGACUUCCUUGGCAAUUGCUUAUAGCUCAAACUUUUCAUCGACAUGGUAUCGACGCCGAUUUAAAGUACUUUUUAUUUCAAUAUUGCAUGCUUUAAUUUGCUUUAAAUAUGAUGAUAUCUCCGCAAAACGAAAAAGAAACAUCACUGCGAUUUCCCUCUAUUUAUUUAUUUUUUAUAGUUUCGCAGUUCUCAUGGCCAUUAACGCGGGAAGAAUAGCUCCUUCUUUCUUUGAGUCCCUUCAUGCCGUCAUGGAAGUAGAUUUAAUAUUUGCAGGAACAGUCGAUCUCCCGUGAUCACCUUUUUACACAUACGAUGAUAAGAUCACUAAAUAAGUCUGUCAGAAGUAACCUCAUAGUUAUAUGGCGUAGAAUGCCUUUUAAAUCUUUUACUUCAUGACUUGAUGGCAAUUGUUUGCCCAAGGUUCCAAAAUGCUCGGCUGUGGGGUAGAUAAGGCCAAAGUUAAGACCUAUGUAGGUACGUAAGGAUUUCACCUAUAAAAAGUAAUUUUUCCCAGGUUUUUUUGAAAGGAUAAGAAUACUCCAGACGUUGGAUAAAAUUAGGGUGAGUUGCACUUUUUAACAUACUGCAUUUUCUCCCGGCUAGGUAAUACAAACAAAGUGACUUUCUAUGAAAUCCUUAGCAAGAUUUCAGACUGAUUGUCAGCGAUGCUUGAUCGCCCCAAGAGCACGAUGGUUACCUUUUUUAACAAAGGUUUCACCAACGGAUGAGCCGAUGACAGACUAUUGAUCUGAAACCAUCAGAGAACAAUAGGCUUAAACGGUGCAGUGCGGCAUAUUUGGUGCAUUGCCCUCGUUCGACAUGGCAUCAACAGUAAGAAGAGAAAAAAAAGACCAGAAUUGUUUAAGAGCGACAUGCAUUUACUAUUAACUUAUUCGUUAGUUACUAAAACUCGGUACAGGUAAGCGCAUGUUAUUGUUAAUGAAUGUUAGCGCAAAAUGCCCAUUUCCAUAUCUUUAUUCCUGUUUCCCUUGGAAAGAACAAUAUCAGCUAGCCAUUGAAAAAACAGUGCGAAAUAUUUAUAACGAUGCUAAGAUCCAUCAUUUCGGGUACUUAGAUUAAGGUAUCAGUAAGAAAGCAAAAAGUUACAAAUGUCCAUUGACAAGAGACAAAUGCAAGGUCAAAAGAAAGAGAGUAGGCUGACGUUCAUCAUGGUCUGUUAAGAUUCCUUCUGUCUCACUUUGAAAAUUAGACCCUCUAUUAUGGUGUGAUUACCAAGUAACCAUAACUGAUGAUACUGUAAUCCUCCUGAGUAUUUAAUCAUAAGAUAACCAUCACUAGAAUGCUUUGUUUAAUGGCGAAGGUAAUAUAGAUUAUUUGCAUGUAAUGAAAUUCUGAACUAUUUGUCUUAAGAAAAUCGCUUAGUUAUAUAUUUGAUAAGUAGCACGCCCGUUUGGCCUUGGAAAUUCUGUCAACGUAAGCCAUGAAUUAGAACAGCCAUAGAGGGGUAGAUCACCAAUAAUAUAACUUAUUUAACGAGUGUCACUCUGCAUAUAACAAUCUUGAUAUUCCCAUCUCUCUAUUCCAAAGAUUUCAAUCUCCCUAAACGUGUGGCACGUAUCAGAGAGUUAUGUAAUCCAUAUCGUUAAUAGUACCUUUCCCUUUGCCGAAGAUGGUUGCACUUAAAAUGACAAAUCAGAAUAUUUAUAGGAUUUUCAUUGUUUCAAUGCAUAUUUCCUCCUCUUAAUAUAGGUGAUAUGCCAAAUGCAUGUUGUCCGACCAUAACAUAGGUAAUAUAAGAAUUUUUAAUCGAAAGUUACAACUUUUCCAUAGAAAAUAUGUUUUCCAUCGGUCGUAUCUCAUUAAGUUUAUAUUUUAGAAGUUUCUUUGAGUAAAUGUCGAAAAGUGAAAAAGAGAAAGUUUUUUAUAAACAAGAAGAUGUAUAGUAAUAAUUUAAGUUCUUCCUCUUAGGUGUAUUUGUUCUUGUUAUCCUUAUUUUACGGGACACAUAAAAAUGAGGAUUAUUUUUACAGUGAAGUCACUUCUUGGUGUGUAAUGUUGUAUUGCUAUUGGAGAGAUCGUAAGUAAUUUAUAAAACGAAACAAAACAAACCAAACGAAAAAUAAAACAAACCAUUAAACAGACUAGAAAAAAAAAACAACUUAAUCUAACAAACAAACAAACAGUAUAAGGGGAAGCUCACCCCUCCUCGCUCCCAAGUUCUGAGUUCUGUUUCUGCCGUUACCUGCUCCUCAACACCCUUCGUUUAUUUUUUCCCUUUCGACUCUAAUUAUAUUAAGAUGAGUUUUCGAUGAUCGGCCGGAGUUGGCUAAGACUGGCAACAGCGGAUGGUUAAGGAACAUAGAGAAGGUUAAAGCAAAUUGCAAUCGACUAUAAAAUGUAAUAACUAGGUUAAAGUUUUUGAGGUGCAUCAACAGCGACGUACCCAACUAAAGAUAUUAGUAUCUUUGAAGAAAAUUUCUCUUUGAUCUGAACCUCCUCGAAAGCCACGCAUUUUCUGCAGUUCGUACCUAGUUCGAUGCGAUCGAACCAGGUAACUAUGACGAGGGCCAGGGUCAAACGAGGUAACCAUGACGACGACCUUGGCUGGAUCAGUCGUUAUAAAUUUCGAGCAACAUCACUCAGUGAUGAUGGAAAUGGGAGAGCAUAUUGCUGGUUGAGAACAAUCUAAAGAUGCAACAUUAGUAGUGCCGGGUAGAGGAAGGGGAUGGUGGAAAGAGGUUGCGCGCAGUACGAUCAUGCGUCACGAAUUAAAACCACACAGGGUCAAGUUCCUUUUGUCAACUCUAAUUAGCAGCGUGGAGUUGACAUUUUGUUUUGUUUGUAUCGAGUUUCGUGAUCUUCCAGCAGGCACCUAAAAUCUUCCAACGAUCGGCGUGAAAACUCUGAGAAAGAAACUUAGUUAAGCACAGUUAUAUCAUGUCGAUAUAUAGGCGAUAAUGGUGUUUGAAAGCCAAAAUAGACGCGCAAUACUUGUAGUACUUAAAUUAGAAGAGAAAAAAAAACUGAAAACAAAUACAAACGCACGCAUAAAGAUGAAAGGAAGGAUCCUUGAAUUCACGUGCUGUUUGCAUUUCUAGACAGUGUUAGUAUCAUUUAGGCACCGUUUCAAGUUGUCAUGAGAAGCCUUUUGUUCUAGUGGUAAGAAAAGGCAAACGCAGUAAUGUAGCACUGUAUUUCCAUUAUAAUGUACAACUCUUAGUUUUGAAAGCAUUUCAACCAUAUCGUUGACAUAAGCACAAGCCUAUGUCCACAAAGGGCUUAUAAUUUGGAAUACAUGCAAAGUGAAUGUCUGCAACUGAAGUAUUUCGCAGAAAGGUUGCUAGUUCUACAAAUUUACAUCACAUCGCGCAAGAAUCAGUUCGUUUCCUUGUGGUAAACGUCGAUUUUAGUGUCCUAGAGUACUUAAUUGAUGACCGUCACGCUGGAAAACGUGAAAAUGAGUAGUUUGCGGAUAGAAAACUUGCUUAAUAUGACAACACUCGUUGACAAAUCUUAUAUUGCAAAAAAAUUCUGAUACAGUAUUUGGAUGCACAUAGACUAAUCAUCACUUUAACAUUCGGCGAGCUCAGCUGAGUAUUCAGGUUAAUUUAUUUUCGCAUCUUUGAAGCCGAAUAAAGUGGAUAGCCGCUUCAGCAAUUAUGGGUGAGUUAUGAUCAGUUUUAUCGCUAUAACAUGAUAGUCUAGAGAAUUAAUUAUGCCAUGCAUGACACCACUUUGUCACAUCUAACAAUUAGAAUCGUAACCAAAGUAAUAUAACUGAUAUGUGCGCUAUGUUGGUUGGCUUAAUUCAUAGAAAUUGCUUCAGCGCGUUCGCAAAUGUGCUUUCUCUCUACAUGCAGAAAAAAAAUUGUUGCACAAUUUACUUCACCGAUGAAUUUAUUUGUUCACUAUGUAACCAUGUUCAUUGUCGUCAAAUACCAUGGAAGUUUUUCAUAAUCAAGUGAUAAAGUACUGAAAUGACCUUUGGUCAGAAAAAAAAGUAUGUAACUCACUAUAAGCUUAGAAUUUUCACAAUCCUCUGCGAUGAAAGUGAAUACUAGUGUAUCAAAUUCUGAGUUUUACGCUCAAUGUUGUUAUUACGUUUUAUCUUCAUGCUAGAUGAUUAUCGAAUUUCUUUUGUUUCCUCAUUUUUUUACUAAAACAAGUUCGAUCGAAAAGUCACCAUAACGAACUAAAAAACUUGCAACUCAAUUGAGGCCAAGAUUCUGGAGGCCUCCUUAUAGAAUCUCGAAUAAAGUGACGGUCUUGUUCGUCAUCUCCGCUUUGCGUCGACUCAUUGAUGAACAAUGUCCUCAUUUCUGCGGGCUAAUUGCCGAAACCACCAGUCCAUUGUUUGCUUCGAGGCUCCAAUAUCGGUUUGUUAUUCAUUGCACACCGCUUUCGAGAAUCCGUGCUAAUCAAGCGAACAAAAACGAAAAAGAUUUUUACUUAAUUAGACAUUCAAUCGAAACACAAGACCACAUCUGAACUGCAGCUCGAGGUAGGUGUAACCUUAAACGUGUAUGCAUCAGUAUUAGGUGGAGACAGGUCCAAGCAUCUCACAAGAAAUUAUGAUAAUCUCCGAACAUAACGUUGGUCUCUUGUUUUGAAUCUAAAUAAUAACUCAUAGAGCUUUUUGAACUGUCACUACAACCAAAUAGCCGGCGGUGACCGUAAGGGUUCACAUUUCUUUUGAAAAAGUGAAAAUUUUCGAUAUUCUACUUGAAGGUUAUUUUUGUGGAUUUGUGAACAUGCCGUGCAUUUAAUAUCUCUGUUGUGCAAAGAGCUCCAAUAGAUAAGUGGCUAAAUCAUCGUGGAUCGGUUCCAGCGUUUCAAAUCUGUCUUGCAUUCUUACAUUGUUUGUUCAGUCCAAAUCAUGUCAGUGUUUAUUGUUUUGUUAAAUUGAAUUUAAAAGCUACGAUUCAAAACUAGUUUAUAGACAAAAAGUUACGAUGAUUGUUACUUCGUAAAGAUUGAAUAUCACGACGAAUGCUGUAAAAAUAUCGUCUUCAUCGCAGUUGAUGGGUUGAGAGAAUUCUUUAGAAAUGGAAAGUGUUUUAAUUUCAUCGAAAGUUAAACAAACAAACACUUCUCUCUCGGAAUUGAUGGGAUUCAAUAAAAAAUUCGCUGAGAUUGGUGUGGGAAUCGAGGCAGCUGAGUUCAAGGGAAAGAAAUAACUUCGUUUCAUAGUUUUACAGCGAUACAAUUUUGAUUUUAAAAUUUUUUACUAACAUCAGUAAUUGACAUUCAUCCCAUUGACCCGAUUACAUGCACAAGAAACAAUUAAUUUUUAUAAAGAAAGACUUCGAAAGAUCUACUUGUAGUGUAAGAUUUUCAAUGCCUCAUCGCUUUUUUACAAGACGUGCAUUCUUUGCUGCUUGUUAGAAACCUCAAAAUGAUGUAAAAACACCUAAUUACUCAUACCGAUCAUAUUCUAUAGCGGCACUCGGAAAUGCCUGUUUCUUUGUUUAUCCUGUUUCAUGCCCAUUCAUGCUUACUACAAAAGGAAAAAAAAAAUGAACAACAGGAACCGACCUGUUUCUUUUGUUAACUCUUGUGCUGGUCGCUUGUGUCUUGUGUUGUAUUUGACAAAAUUAACCACUCUUUUGUCUUGUGGAAGUUUAUGGUCUAACGGAACAUAGCAAAAGCUUAUGCACUGUUCAAUUAAUGAACCAAAACUCAAAACUUUGGAAACUUCUGAGAAAGUUAAUUAGAGAAAAGUAAAAAAGAAUGGGAAGAGGAAAAGGACAGAAAUAUGUCGUUCUGCAAGGAGCUCCUCGCUCGUGUUUAUCUUGACUGGCCUCGACGUAGUUCAGAUCAAUUAAGGGUUAACAACUUAGUUGGAAACGUAAAUUGGCCACCGUAAAGAGUUUAAAGGCUAACGUUUCAAGCGUUAACGCUUCGUCAGCUCUGACGAAGGGCUGACGCUCGAAACGUUAGCCUUUAAACUCUUUUACGGUGGCCAAUUUAUGUUUUCAACUCGGUUGUUAACACUAAAUUACCUGUUAUACUCUCCCACCGACACAGCGCCACAGUUUCUUUAGAAACUUACCCCCUUUAUUUGUAGUUCACAUCGGUCAUUUUUUAUCACUUGUCGUUCAUGAAAAACAAAAUAAUUCAGGCCCAACUAAAUUAUCGUUUGCGUUCUUUUGACGUCAUCUCAAGUGCAUUACGGACGAUAACUCGAAAAUUUGAAUCUGACUUCCGCUCAUAAAACAAUAUUUAACCCAAAGUAAAAAGCAUGGCUUCUCAGUUGCGUUAAAUAAAGGCGUUCUCAUUAUUAUUUUUUUAUGGCAAACUUUGGCGAAAUCACGUUAGCCUUCCCUUUACAUUUAACUGAAACAGUGUAGCUCAAUAGAAAUUUCGAGUCAAAAAUGCGACUUCCUAUCUCAUGAAGAAUGCUUUCGAUGAAUUGAUUGAUGUUGGAUUCUUACCUUCAGUUAAAGAGUUGUAGGAAUUACGAAUGGUUUGUUUGUAGUUAGGUAAUUAUAGUGUCAUUCGGGUCGAAAAAAAAAAGAAGCUUUUGUUUGACAAAAAACGAACAAUCCAAGCCAAGGUAUGUUCUGAAUAAUUUGGUUUUAUCAACUGAGUUAUUAAUGUAAAUAAACAAAGAGUAAAGAGUUUUCUAAAUCUAACGUUUCGAGCGUUAACCCAAAGUCAGAGCAGAUGCGUCUCCAAGACUAAAAACCCAAAGUACGCGAAAAUUUUAACAGAACAGAGAGGAAUUUCAAAGAUAAUUCUGUCAAUGUUGGUGUAGCCAUCAGUGAUUAAAAGACAUUCAAAUCCACCUUUUCGAAAAUAAAAUGAAUAAUUAAUAAAUAGAUAUAUGAGGGAGAAUUAAAGGCAUUUCUUUCGAAGAAAGAUUUCAGGUUAACUUAAAAUUCACAGAGUUUUCUGUACAAUCGUCAGUCGACAACAAACUGGUUGCUUAUACUCGAAAGAAUGAUGAUGUACUUAAUAUCGUAAUAAAGUCAUUAAACAUAUUUGCCUUGUUAUAUAUGUGUUCUGUAGAAAUCUUUUUUUCCCUUAAUUAAAAAUGCAAUAUUUUUUUCAAGGGCUCAGUGAAAUAGAAGAUUUACGACAACGAUAUAGUCACCUGAAGGAGCUCUAUAGCGACGCUGUUAAGGAAAGAGACCAAGCGAUCGAGGAGAGGAACAAAGCCACUGUGCUUAUUGCUCUUCAGUUACAAAGCGAGACCGAAGAACUGAACAAGCGGAUUGAGACACUGCAAAUUCAAAACAGGAAGUUGGACGAGGAGAAUGAAGAUCUAAAAAUAAGACUUGGUUAUGCCAAGGCUGACCUGAACAAGUUGCAGCAAACGCACAUAAAACUACAAAUUGAACAAGAACGAUGUUUGCAAGAGAAAGAGGACGCGUUGGCUCAAGUUAAAGAAUUUGAGAAUUUCAGGAAUAAAAGCCAGAUUGUUGAAGUAAUUGAUAACCAAGGUGAAGCGAAAAUGACAAGUGAACAAGAGGUACGUCUCUAAAAAUACUCCAACUUUCAAUCUAUCAGAAUAUUCAUAAAUUUCACCUUUCAACUCUCACAAGUGACCAACUAUUAAUUUCUAUAUAUUUAUAUAUAUCUAAGCAUUGUCAUGGAAACAAGUGAUGAGAGCGGAUGAGUAUGCCAUACAAGGGAAACUGUUUGAUAUAACACGCAAUUCUCAGAACUAACUGUAAGAAAUGCAAGGCCGACAAAAGGAAUAACUGUCCUAUCACAGAUCUUCUUAUACGUGCACCAUUUUCGGCUUUUUUUAUUGUACAAAUACAUAAUUGUAAUGACAUGUUUACAAAGUAAUAAUAGUGGAGAAUUUAAAAAAAGAAAAAAAAACUACAUCACAUGAUUGCUUGCCCGUAUAGUGGGUUUGUCCUUAUCUCCAUUUUGCAAAAAAUUCGAAGGAAAUUGGAUAAUACUCUUUGCUGAACAUGGAACAGUAACAGAUAUGUAGAGAUCACAACUGACUUACAAAUUCAAUACGGUUGAGAAAUAUCAUAAGACACCGCGAGAAGCCUAAGUUAACCAUAUUCUAGCCAGGUUGACCAAUUGCUGGCAACAUUUAAAUAUGUACUUUGCGAGUUGUGCUUAUAUCCUGUCUUACUCGUGAAUUUAACCAACAAAACCAAGAGCCGUGACAAUGAUCUUUAGCUGCCAAAUUCGUCAAACAUUUUGGAGGUCAAAUAGUCUCAAUGAUUUUCAAAAGGGAGGUAAACAUGGGUUCAUUGGACAAAUCGCUAAGCUUCACCUAUGCAUUAAAAAUAUCAUCUGUACUUUCAUAGGCAGGCUCAGUAGUUGCUACUUUCAUAUAUUUGUUCAAUAGCCGAUUGCUUCUGUUCCAGAUCAUUGUUUAGGGGUAUUUUCUGACGCCUUUGAAACGGAAAAAGGUGUGAUCAGUCCCUUAAUUGUCCUAAAAAAUUGUGGAAGUUUAAUUUGAGAGGCAAAACAUUCCUCAAUAAUAACGUAUUCCAUGGCCAAAUUUGUUGUUUUGAAGGUAGAUUUCUCAAUAAAUUUAGCAAAUCAAAUCAAGAAAUGGUCUACCGCUCAAUUCACAGCUUUUCAAUUUAACAAAAAUCAUUGAUUGAAUUAUCCCGUUUUUAUUUCUCAAUGGUGUGCUCUUUUAUUCGCGGGCGAAAACGUUACCACAAUACAUUCACUGAACCGUGCACUGUUUUUGUCUCCGUGUGAGAGUUAUGAAGCGCUAACCUCUCAAUCAAAAAGUCGAUUUUGCUUCGGCAACGUCGAAAAAUGUGGCCCAACAUCGAUAGGUCGGAUCUCAGUUAAGUUUCUAAAUCUGCUUUAAGCGACGAGAUUUCUGAAACGUCUGAAAAUGGGUUCCACAAGCUGCAUGCCGUCUUUCGAUAAAUAACGAGAAGAUGUACAAAUUCUUCGAGCAACUGAGUACAAUAUUUGAGGUAAGUUUCUACUUCCAAAUCAAAUUUUAUCGCCUUAAUGUAACCUCAUUAGAGAUGAAGUCGUUCCGUUUUGUAAAAUGUUACCAUCGCUCGCCAAUAUCGCACACAAAUUACUUUCGACAAGGAAAAGUUGCUUGAGUUUUAAGUUCAUUAUAAAAACAAAUGAAAAGUUCACGGAUGAAGUGUCUGUGUGAAAAGAUGAAAAAGCACAGAAAAUCAAAUGAAUCCCAGUAUCUAGCUUCAAAGAUAGCGCAGAUGUUAACUGAUUUAGAUACGCGCUCUUUAUUUACUUUCGAACUGAUAUUGCGAAGUAAUCUUGUGAUGAUUUUUCUCUAAAUGUUCUUUGCAUAAUUAUGUAUGUCAUUGGAAUAUUUAUCCUGUCAUUUUAGACAAGUGAAUUUGUAAGGUAGUAGACGUUCUGAGGAAUCUGAAAUAUGUUGUUGUUGGUAAAUCCAAAUGCACGCAAAGCGUUGUUUGACAAAUGUAUUUCCUGCAACCUUCUACUUAUCUUGUACCAUAACGAAAAACUGUGGUUGCAAAAUACUUUCGAUAGUUUCAGCUUUGUUAUGUAUGCAACACCGAGUCCUGUAUUCCUGAAUGUCUAUUUAGCUCUUGACGGAAGAUGAAUUGCGUUAAAGGCGCUUGACUUUUACCGAUCUUAAACAACAUUACUUUAUCUGGAUCGCUGGAAAACUACUAUCAAAAUGGCGGUCUAUCUCUUGUACCAUGAAUUAGAAUCAAAAAAAAAAGAGAAUAGAUGUAUACGGAACCUACGCUAUUUUUAUUAAAAAAAUAUGAAUUUUUCAUGAAAUCUGAAAAUAGCGAUUACGCUUAACGACUUCUGUUAUUAUUUGUGGUUGCUUUUACCUUGCCUAACGACUGCGCAUACCACAAACUGAUCGGUUUUAUAAUAUUAAUUGACAAGAACACAGUCAUUGCCUUUCCAUUGAAUUAUUUUUCUUUACUUUUAGGAUCCCGCUUACAGCAAUGUCAGGGACGAGAUUUUCACAUCAGGUAAACUAUUAUGUUGUUAUUAGACUCACAAUGAGGUAAGCGAGUCUGUAAAGGUUCGUUAGAUCCCUUGCGGAUUCCUUCAUCACAUGCCAAAUUUAGUUUGUUGGCGAAACAAUGGAAACGUGUGGGAAGAAAAUGCAUCAUUAUAGCCUGGAGCUUAAUAACAUAUUUUCAGAAGUAAAUCAUCGAAAAAAAAAAGGAAUAUGUGUUCCCAUCAUUUUCUUGCUGAUGACAGUUCUACCUCGGAUUGCAAUGGUCUGGAUGAGUGUUAUCGAAUGUGCCCUAUUCGCUUCAGAAAGGUCUUCUAGGCAGCUCUCUCCCAUAUUGUCUAUAUGACCCACAUGAUUUCAAAUAGAGCCGAAUAUCUUCAAGUUGAGCCUGGUCACUUUGUAAACUCUAGAAGUCGAUUCAUUGCCCUAUACGGCGACUGCACAAUGAUUCUUUACCGUGAAUAACUGUGCAUCAACUAUAUCAUUUGCUGUUAGUGGCACUUCGCCACAGGUUUUUGACAUCUAAUGGUCAGUUUACUCAUCCGUUGUACAUGUACUAUUUCCUUACUUUCAUUCCAAACCCGUUCCCCCACUUGAAUUAAUCCCAAAUUUUCUUACUGAGGGGCCGGGUCCAUUUUUCAGUCCCUAAUUUUUGUUUUGGCUUUCGUUCCUAACUAGUCACUCCGCUUACCCAUUUCCUUCACAUCCAGUCUUUCAGUUGUUCCUGAGCCCCUAGGUCUUCCUAUUCUCGUCAUUCCCCACCAUUUCCUCGUGCCUGAGUGAUUCUUUCGAUAAACGUGCUUUUUUCUUUACUGCCGUUUAUUUCAUCACGCGAACCACCCAUAGCCGAAUCUUUCUCCGACUUACUGGUAUUGUGCUGCACAUAUCUUUUUCUACGCAAAAUUGCGAGUCAUCGCGACAAGAUCUUUCAUCUUUCCAAGAUCCGGUGAAAAACAGUUGGACUCAUUUAGUUCCCCUCCUCUGUUUUCCUAUUCUUAUCCUUUUCCAUACCAGUACAUUCGCCUUUUUUCUUAAGUUGCCCUUCACUGUGAAGCCUUCCUGAUUCUCCCCUGCCGGGCGAUGCUUGAGAGAUCGAUAAUCCUCUCUUAGAAAUAUCUUCCAUCGAUGGCUCACUUAUAGAUUUCUUUUCCAUUGUGACGGUUGUGGUUUAUAUUGACUUCCUGUGUAAUUAUGCCUCUCAAGCAGAGUCAUUGUAAUGAUUACCACAUACUUCAUUUAAGAUUAUGAGCGCAGGAAGUAUGCUUUUAAAAAAUCUACUUAUGUUCCCAGCCUAUUACUUGUCUUUUAGUGUUCUCGUUUCUGUUAAGUACCUUUUUUUCUUGGCCUCCUGUAUAUGGGGAGAAAGUUCUUACUUUCGUGGUCAUUUUGCAUUAUCAUAUAUACCAUUUUUUCGUUGAUAAGGUAACUACAUGUGUGUGAUUUUUAUCCCAGGUGCGGAUGAAAAUCUGGAACUGGAACCCAAACCACCCGUGACACUAAAGAAGUCCAGUCUGGACGAUGUCUAUAAUGUCCAUGAGGAGAUCGGAAAGUAAGCAACGGUGUUCAUAUACAAGCAUAUAAUCACUUGUUAAGAUUGAACGGGGGCGAUAAACGUUGUGCCUUUUGUUUACUUCGGUGAGAAACCUUAGUCUCAUAGUCUGUUCAUUAAGGAGUCUAAGAGGCACACCUUUUAGAAAAAAAGACGACGUGUUGAAUACCUUGCAAUGGAAUGGUUUGCCUCCCCGAAUAUCUUGAUGAUUUAACCAAAACCAGAAAAUCGUUUCCUGACACACUUGUGAUUAGAUAAAAUGUAACAUAACCAGCUGCACGUGAUUUUUUUAGUCCCGUGACAUCUAAAAUCUAGUUUCUCAUCGAACAGAGGAAAGUUUGGUGUAGUGAAGAGAGUUACAGAACGUUCUUCAAAGACCACGUUUGCCGCCAAACACAUCCGGCUCAGUACGGCUGGCAGCGGUUCAUCGCGAGAUGACAUCGUGCGUGAAAUUGAUAUCAUGAACAAGCUGCACCACAAGAGGCUUGUGGGAUUGAUUGAUGCGUUUGAGACGUCCAGGAAUAUCGUCAUGAUAAUGGAAUUGUGAGUAUCAUUUUAUUAAAACUAGUAAAGAUAAAUUCAAACGUAAUUGAUACAUCGGAAGGGAAAACGUGGACUGUUAUAUUUUAUUCAUGAAUUAGUUAAAGGAUGGCUAUCUUGUUCCCUGUAAUUUUUUUCAUAUUUUUAUAAGUUGGUAAAAGGAUUUGGAAUCGUCCUGUGAAAGCUUCCUUGCGGGAAACACCAUAUUUAUGACAUAACUUUUAUCGAUCAAGAAUCCAGUAAGAGUAAAACAUCAGGCAUGCCUCAUUUAAAAAUAACGACCCUUAACUCAUCGAUGAUAACACUUUAUGUAAUUAACCUUUCGCACGUUUUCUCGCCAUUUGUUUUAGUUUUGUACCUCUCACUCUCCAAAUUGGUUCAGUUAGAACUUAGACCAGCAGGGUUUUGAAGAUUAAUUGGAGACCCAAGAUGAUUUUUCUGAUAACUUUUCUUCUCUUUGUUUAGUGUGUCCGGGGUGAGCUGUUUGAAAGAGUGGCGGAUGCUGAUUGCUUGACGGAGAGGGAAGCUUCUUUUUACAUGUAUCAAUUACUGCAGGGUCUUCAAUACAUGCACACCAAGAAUAUUGUGCAUCUAGAUCUAAAGGUAGGAAAUAUCUUACAUUAGGCUUAAAAAGUAAAACCUCCUGAGCAGAAGAAUGAAAAAUUGUUCUACCUUCCUUCUACAUCCCGACACGUUAGGAAAUCUUCUUACAAAGAGCCUAUAGAUACAGCUACUUACUUCCUCACCUUUAUUACACAUAUACACCAUUACUGAUAUUAAGUUCAUUUGAAACCAUGCAACCGGAUUCAUAUAAGUAUUGUAAAAGAAAUAUUUUGUCAAAAAGCAAGCAGUUUAAUUGCCCGAGUCAUGAGUUUCCAACAAGGAUGAAGAGCUAUAUUUAGUGGUGCGGAAGAACCGAUUGAACGAGGAAUAAUUAUUUUGCUUCCUAAGUUUUGUACUGGUAAUUAAGGAGAAGGUAAACGCUUCCAAAACCUCCUUUUUUUUUCUUUUUACUUUUUCCGCAGCCUGAAAAUAUCGUAUGCGUAAGCAAGAACAGCUGGGAUAUCAAACUUAUCGACUUUGGCUUAGCACAGGAGCUCGUGCCGGGGGUCACAGUGACUGCUCUCAAGGGAACCCCUGAAUUUAUGGGUACGUUUUCUCUAAGAUGUUCCCAACAAAUACUACUGAAUUUCAUUAAUGAAAGUUAUUCGAGAACAGCAUCUUGGUUUUUGCUUAUCUCUUUUUAUCUUUUUUUUCCAGUACCACCCCUGCUUAUGCUUGUACUUUGUUUACAUAUUUGUUAGUUUUUUUUGCCUUUUGAUGUUUUGUUUGUCUUGUUUCUUUAGCUCCAGAAGCGGUCAAUUUUGAGCCCAUUUCAUUGGCUACUGACAUGUGGUAUGUUCUUGAAGUUCUUUUACAUGAUCACUUCAUGGUUAAUUGAAGUACAUACCUCUUCGUUUAACGAAAGUCGUCUUAAGUCUCCAUUAUCUCGCUGUUUUGAAGCGGUUCCAGAAAUUUGAGGAUCAAAUUACCGAAUUUUAUGAAUAGAAAAGAAAGAGUAAAUUGAUCUAAAGGCAAGGAAGGGUUGAGGAUGAUAGUUUUUUAGUCGUUUUUUCAAUAAUAAUAGCCAAUUGCUAAACUGCUUAUUAUUUAUUUGACUCAACACAUUUAUUAAUAAUCAUAGUUAAUACAAUAUAGUUGUACACAGUAACAAAAAAUGAAGGAAGUUAAGUGGUCAUUGAAAUUUAUCAUCAGAAAAAGAUCAUAUACUCCACUAAUAAGGAUACGAAUAGAAGGAAAGGGAUUCUGGAAAAGAUUCUUACCUGUUCCAGGAAGAACAUUCAAGAUCACUUCCUUGUUGCUAUGGAGACUUCGCUUGGUGUGCAUGUGGCGACUUCUGAUCCUGGGCAACAGAUGAAAAUCGCUUGAUGCAUAUUUUAGUUUAAGUGAACUUAAGCAAGAGUACAAGUUUUAAGAGCAUUCAUAGUACUAAAAGAAUGAGUACGGACUGACUCUUUACCAUAAAGGUGAUGAAAUUCAAUGUUUUAUCUUUCAGGAGCGUUGGUGUCAUAGCUUACAUCCUGUAAGUAUCUCUCACUAUGUGAUAUGAACUUUGUGCGGUAAUUUUGUGGCUUUAUAUACAAAUAACAAGUGAACUAAGCAUUGAAGGCCUUCUUUACGAACGGUUUGUUCUUCGAAAAGAAUAGCUUUUCGCUCGUUCAUCAUUUUCGAUCCAUGUUUUAAUCUUGUCUAACCUCAAACAUGGACUUUUUUUUAUGGCUUAUUAUAAAGUCACUGGUAUCUAUUUACCCGAAAAGAGAAUUGUCUUUAAAUUCCCUUCUCGCUGAAAACUCUUGUUUAAACCUUAAGAAAGGUCGAAAAAGCAUGUCUUAGUAAUUCCCUUUGAUAUCUAUCUCCGAAAUUCUGUCGCUCAUUUUCCAAAAAAUAAAGAAAAGUACAUUAGCUUAAAUAUAAUAUUACUGUCAACAGUAACGCAGUUUCUGUGUGGCAACGUCACUUAUGUUAAAUAAGACUCAUUUGACACUCGUAAUGCGGAUAAGUAUUCCCUGGCGACAGUAAACUUGAUUCUAGAACCCUUUUUUCUCAUGAAAACCACGAUGCACUCGUUCAAUUUCUUACUUAUUCAUUUUAAGCCUCAGUGGGUUGUCGCCACUUCUGGGAGAGGAUAACAAUGAGACCCUAGCCAAUGUGACUGCCGUCGAGUGGGACUUUGAAGACGAGAGCUUUGACGUCAUUUCUGACGAAGCUAAAGAUUUCAUUGCUCAACUAAUGGUGAAAAGCCCCAGGUAUGAUUAGUAUGUUUAGUUACAACUGAUAAUGUCUGUCUGCCUAACAUUAAGGUUUCUAUGAGAGUUCUUAUUACCCAUCACUUUCUGAACAGUUCACGUUCUAUACCUAACCAGCAUAACAGUAUCUAUGUUAUUUUUUAAUUUUUAUCUCUGUUCUAUUUACCUAUUUUGAAACUUCAGAAAAAGGAACACGGUUACGCAAAGUUUGGAGCAUGAAUGGAUGAAGGUAAAUGAUAAUGCUUUUAAGUAUUUUUUAAAGAGCCACUUGAAUAAAUUCUGCAUAAUCAUUUCAUUGAUGUUGAAAUCAGCAGCGGCAAGGUUUGAAGCUUUCACAUUCCUGGUCAAAAUCAGUAAUUCUCCUAUGUGAGUGACUUACGUUUUCUCAUUGAUGGUUCUGCUAGAUUCGAUGUCAGAUCAAAUCAACACCUCGAGUUGAUUUUUGUUAUCAAUUCUCACCCUCUUGCUUGAAAAUGCAAAUUAUUUUGCAUAAGUUGUUGAUUGUUAUUGUUUAAUUAUGGUUCAAAAGGAAGGGUCCAAGAGCGGUCUUAACUAGAAAAAUAUGAAACCGUCAAUAAUCCAAGCUUGGCUUUACUUUGAAUGGCUAAGUAUGGAAAACAACUAAAUAAGUGCGAAACAGUUGCAAUGCUAAGGCCAACUAGAUGAUCAAUUUAUUGACUACUGGUUUUAUUUUCCUUAUUUCUUUGACAGAAAAGUGCGUCAACAAACGCUAUCAAGAUAGACACCAAGAAGUUAAAACAAUUCUUAGCCAAACGAAGGUGGCAGGUGAGAGGCUGGUAGUUAUUGCCCAAAGUCCUUAAUAGCACUGUUACAGAAGCGUUAGUCAAAAAACCAUAUUUUUUGUUUCACUUCAGGACUUGUGUCCGCGAUGUUUUGCUUGGGUAGAUAAGGAACAUAUAAAACCUUCCCCAAUCAUUCCACAAUUUCUCUUUGCCUUUGGAUUAAAAUUUGUUUUUGCUUUAUUCCUUUCAUAUUGUAAUAGAUAUUUAUGAAAUAUUAAUGAAGCAAUAAAUGAAUGAUUACUAACAUUGAUGAUUUGACGUGAUUUGCUGACUUUAAUAACUAACAAUAAUCAAUAAUUUGAAAUCAAUACGGUAAAUUAGUGACUUAAUACUGAGUUUUAUUUAUGGUUCUAAUCAAUUGUCGUAUGCACGUAUCCUUGAUAUUAGAGUACACGUUUUAAUUUGAUAGCGUUAACCUUUCAGUUAAUGACUCACCGAUAACAGCUCAGUUCUAAACGUCUUAAAAUAGUACCGUGAUGAAAGUCCCACAAUGUCGGCCACAAAUGCACAAUGUGGUAAAUCCAAGCAAAGUAUCAUCUAAACUAAACUAACAGGCACGGUACUUGUGUGAUAAAUACGGGCACUCGCAACCCAGAUCACGUCAGUCAAAUCUAUACAAUCAUGUACUCAUAGAUUCCCUUCUUAAGCGAAUGUGCCAAUCAUCCAAAGAUGCUGACUGAGGAUGAAAUCCUCGAGGUUAGUCGAGUGUGGAAUCAUCAAGUGUCGCCAUGGUAACAGACGUGUCGCAAAUUGUGUUCCUUGAAACUCAGCUUUCAUUUCCUUGACAUGGUUUCGUCCUUAUGUUGGUUGAAUUCUUUCCCACUUCUUACUUUUGCCGAAGGAUUAUUUGUAUUGGUAACGUCCAGACUACCUUAAAUUAAAGCUUACAAUAGGGGGGCGAAAAAAUUGAUCAGAAUUUAAAUCAGAACUAUUUCUGAAAGUCUUUAUACCUCCUUCGAACUUCAGUUUGCAUCCUCAAAAUUCAAAAACCUAAAACUUAGUAUUCAAUUCAGUGCAAUCCAAAAUGUCAGCUGUCAAAGAAACGAUUGAAUACAUUAGUUAGGUUAAAAAUACACAUUUUGUUUACUCAUCUUACGACUCUGAAUGGAGAAGCUGAUCCAAGAUAAUUGUAUAUAAUAGAGACUCCGAACCGCUACCUGGUUACUUUUUGUAAAUAGUUGUCCUCACGACGAAGCGCACAUCAAGGCAAGUUGGUUCGCUUUCAGCGGCUCUGGCCAUUUUAAAUUAUGGUUGCAUGGAUAUGGUGUAUUUUCGUUUGUGCAAUACUUUUCCUGUAAGCAAUUCAUAAGAUAUGAUUGCCGACCUAUGCAAGCCUAGAAUUUUAUUCCAAAAGCAAUCGAAACAGAGGUCUUGCAUGUCAAGUGACUUUAGUUUUUUUUUCCUUUUAGAAAUCUGUUAACGCACUGAAAGCGGUCCGUCGAUUAUCCACCUUGUCGUCUCUCAUGAACCUCAAGAGUCGUCCCUCGAUUGCACCGUCAUUACCAACUCUUCCUUCUGCCAAGGAGGAUGUUGAAGAUGCAACUGGCUCUAAUGAAAUUCGUAAAGGAAAAGACGAGAAUGACGCUGGAGAAACAACAAACGUGGAAAAAACGUAUUAAAAGAAGAGGAUGAUGAGGAAAACCGAAGGGCAAGUGUCUAAACCAUCUUACAAUUGAUGAACAGAAUAAGUUGACUGUUUUAACCUUUGGCCGGCUAAUUGACAAACGGACUAGCCUUGAGCGAGAUGAAUGAAUACCUAGUUGAAUCCAUGAUUCAUUAGCUUCUCUUAUGUUUGAUUUAGUGGCUUAAAUGACUAACUGACUGUCUGAUUGACUGAAAAUUCCGUAAGCGGCUCGGUGUGUGAGUGAGAUGAGUGAGGGAGAUGAGUCAGGGAGUGCGUGUGUACGUUCGUGCGUGCUUGAAUGAAAGUGUGCUUGAUUCACUGAGGUAACAAUUGAGUGGGUAAGUGGUUCAAAGUUGACAGACCAGCUAACUUAACAAAAAGCUGGACUGUUUCCUGGGUAAGUGAGUGACUGAUUGAGUCACUUAAUAAGAAACUUACUGAUAGUUGUGCAAACUAACUGAUACAUUGCCGGCAAGGGGUCGUUUUCAUUUGACUGGAAUGUGAAAUGUUACUGUAGAAGAUGAUUUUUCAGUUGGGUUUAAAUCAACCAGUUGAAUCAUACAUGGAUUAUUUGUUUGUUAAUUCGACUGACUGAGUCAUUGAUUAAUUAAUUGACAGAACCACCGGUAUUCAGCAAAGAAUUAAGUAACCUCUCUAUCACAGAGGGAGAAACGGCUUCCUUUGAAGUUGUCAUCGAGAACGACACCAAUUGUCAGAUUCAUUGGUUUAAGCAUGGUGUAGAAGUAAUUGAGAACCAGCGGUUAAAGGUUGAACGUCAUGAUGAUGGACGUCAUUUGCUCCUCAUCGAGGAUAUAGCAGAUGAUGAUUGCGGAGAGUAUUCUUGCGUAGCUAAGAACGAGGCUGGAAAGGCGAUAAGUACAGGGACGAUUUCCAUACAACGGUCUUGUAAGUAUAAACUAAGGCUACCUCAUAUUCAAAUGUCAUAGCCAUCAGCAAAUUCAUCUAACAUUUUUAGUAGCGUGCAUAGAAUCUGUGAUGCCAAUCGACAAGGCUAUGAUUCCUCAUUGUAUCGAAUGAUCUUUCGAUUGGAGAAGUAGAUGACGUUAAAUUUCUGAAAUUAAAUAUUAAGACAAAAGUAAUGAUAAUAACCAUAGGAAUGAUUACAUUGAUUAACUCAUUUUCGUUUACAGCCCUUUCGAAAAGCGACGAAACCGACGAGGAAGAUGAAGAAAUAGACAACUCUAUAGGUAAAGGUCGAUGGCCUUCGCUGAAGUUGGUGUUUUUAAAGAUUAAAUUGAUCAUGAUGUUAAUUUUUGAUCACCUUUUAAAACUCAAAUAGAAGUUCCAGUUUUCAAGAAAGAACUCCACGACAUAACAGCAAGUGAACAUGACAACGUUACUCUUGAGGUGAUUGUCAGUGGUGACUCUCCCUACGAACUGGAAUGGUUUAAAAAUGCCGUCGACAUAACUGAAAACGAUCGUGUUUCCGUGGUUAAACACGAAGACGGCCGAUUUACCCUUAACAUUCGGGAGUGUGAGGACGACGACACCGGAGAGUACUGUUGCGUAGCUCAGAAUGAGGCUGGAAGAGUCACGUGUGCAGGAUGGUUAACCGUUGAAGGUAUGCUUACACACCAAUGUCUCUCACGUUGUCUCACUUUCUAAGCCUCAUCAUCAAACUUCUACAUAAAAUCAGUUUUUUUUAAUAUCCCUUUCAGCGUGUCCUACAUCAUUUGUAGUAUAAAAUCGCACAUGAUUUUAAUAAAUAAACGCCUCCAGAUCAACAAAGCAGGCUAAAUAUUGAAGAUUAAGACUUCAAAUGAACUUUUGUUUUCCCAGUGGAAAGCGUCUUGUCUGAGGAUGACGAAGAGACUGAGUCAGAGAGUGAAGAUGAAUUUGUACCAAUAGAUUUUGUUGCGAUUAGGGAAGGCGAUGUACAAAAAUUCUACUGUAUCGAAGAAGAGGUUGGCAGGUAUGUUAACAAUGGGAGGGCUAAUAACGAUUCUGUUUGGAAUUGAAUUAUUUCCAUAGAAAUCCUGAUGCGUUUACUAUCGCUCUCUGUGGCUCAUCCUACUCUUCUCAAAGUUAUGUUUUUCCAUUUUUAGGUCCUUACUUACCUUUUAAGGUUUAAUCUUGGUACCUUGGCUUUCGAGCCUUGAGAAAAAGUGUUUCGGUCAGCCACAUUGCUUUUUUCUAUAACUCGUCAGCUUGUUAGAACAGGUGUACCUUGAAUAAUUUCAUGCGGAAUUUCAUGCCUUCUCCUUUUAUCGUUUUCUGCGCUCAGCUGCAAUUGGCGGUUAUAGCCAACCCGUCUUUCUGCUUGCUCUGAGUUUUUAUGCAUUUGUAGGAUGCACUUAACCUUAACAUUUCACUGACGUAAAACAAUCUUUUUGAUUACCCAGGGGUCGUUUUGGGAUUGUUAAGAAGUGCGUCGAACUUGACACUGCGACCAGGUUCUGUGCUAAGUUAAUCAAAUCGCGACCUAGUCAAAAGGAGGAGUUUAAGCGCGAGAUUGACGUCAUGAAUACCCUUCACCAUCCCCGGAUAAUUAGACUCUACGAUGCGUUUGAAGAGCCCAGGCAGAUUAUCCUUAUAUUGGAGUAGUAAGUUACCUUGGACGAGUCUUUUAUGCAACUAAUCUUGAAUUUGGCUUACUGCUUUAAUGAUGAAAUGGAUACUCAGAUCGUGAAAUCUACCGACCCUACCGGGUCAGGUUCAUCCAUAUUUCCUAAGUCCGAGCAGAUUUGGCGACGGUGCAUAUAAAAAAUGUCCUUCAUCUCGAAAAAGGACCUUAUUUUGCCAAGAGAAUGGUAUGCCCUGAUACACUAACAUGCCUCUUUUCAUCUAGAUCCCCUUAAAGUCUCUUUCACUGACGGUUUUCAAGCUGGUCUGCUUAGCUUAUAGAUAGUAAUUUACCAAAUAACUUUGAAUAGAUACCGUCGAUACCGUGUAGCGAACCAUAUCGUUCGUCCCCAAUGCUCGUAUGGUAUGACGUUAUUCGUAACCGUCAUUCUAGAACAUCUAACGAAGUGACUAAAAUACCCCAGCAUGGCGCGAAAUAAACGUAUAACAUCUGAUACAAAUUCUUUGCUCUUUGCAUGUUUCAUUUUCGACGAGAGUGAUGCCAAUUUUCUCUCCCACCCACUUAGAUAUUUUUCGAAUUUUUCGGUCGCCACUGUGAACUUUUGAUUCAUUUCUCAAUAAAAUGUGGAUAAAUUUAGCUACUUUUCUUUAACUGCAAUGUUGAUUUGCCUUAUUUCAGUUGCAGAGGAGGUGAUUUAUUCAAUCGUAUUGAUGGCGAUUCUCUUCCUGAGUUCGAAGCAGUAAAAAAUCCUCAAACAAGUUUUGAGGCUGUCAAGUACAUGCACGACCUUGGUUUCAUGCAUUUAGACUUAAAGGUUAGCAAUUCAUCGUCUUUUAUCCUCUAAUUAAAAAAAAAAAAAAAUUCAAACAGCAUCCUAACUCGAUUUGGAAGUUGUGUACUCAGUCAACGGCACCAUUGAGAAUUCAUCUGUGAACUGAGUCUCAUUCAAACUAACGUCAAAAACCCUCUCAUUUCAUCGGAGCUUUAAGCUACUUCACUACCGACUUAACUAUUCCAAACAUUUUCCUUGCAGCAUUGUCAUGGCUCUGUUUAAAUUAACACUAAUUCUUUUUCGCCUUCGUUUCGUCUGCAGCCACAGAACGUGAUGUUUAAAAAUGAAGGCGGUUUAAAGAUAAAAUUGAUCGAUUUCAGUCUAACAAAGAAGUUUGAUCCUGAGCAAGAAACAAAGAUAUCGUUCGGAACUGCUGAAUACGUUGGUAAUUUUACCUCGGUUGAUGAACAAAGUCAUUUAUCUGUCCUUUUGUCUGACGUUUUCUUGGUGUAGGCUGGUCAGUGCUGGUAGUUUUGUUUCUUCUCUGUUUGCUAUUUAUUUCGUUCUUUUCCAUAUUAGCAUGGAACUUUAACGAGUUAUCCUCUUGUACUAAGAAGUUGCUGGUAAAACUCGAAACCAGGUUAAUCUUGAAAAUUAUCUGAGACAUAGUGCCCUUCUUUCCACACGCAGCUCCAGAAAUUGUCAACUACGAGCCUGUAACCUUAGCAGCAGACAUGUGGUAAGAUUUUUAGUGGUAAUAGUAUUAAAAAUAAGUCACAUGUGCUGAGUUUUAAUUAUGGGCAUUUUAUAUCGGUCGACGGAUAACUGAUGCAAAUCUAUCCUUUUUAUUUGCUUUCAGGGCGAUUGGUGUUAUUGCUUAUAUUAUGUGAGUAUGGCUAGUCUUGUAAAGGAAAAUAUUAUAACCAGUAGUGGAAAUCUGUAGAUUGAAACCUCUAUUCAGGAAUGUAUUCAGUUUAUUUUUUCGGCCAAGACUUGAGUGUUUGCUUCUUGCAUGAAAGUGUUCCAAAAGAUGAUUACCCCUGCACGUAUAUGCUCUUACUUUAUCAAUCUAAUCAUUAAAUCAACCAUUAAUACGACGAAAGCUUCGUUUUCUUGUUUACGUGACGCCACAAAAUGAGCCCUAACUGUGAAUUUUCAAUUUAGGUUGAGUGGCGAAUCUCCGUUUCUUUGUGAGAGUGAGGCAGACACUUUCUCGCGCAUUACCGAUGCACGCUGGGAAUUUACGGACGUGUUUGAUUACGUCAGCAAGGAGGCCAAGGACUUCAUAACCAGGCUACUUCUCAAAGAUCCAAAGUAUUUGCUGAUUCUUGAUUACAUUUUAUGAAAUUGUAGCGUUUAUACGGCAACAUGAGUAGCACGAAAAUAUAAAUUCAUAGGUUACUGUAGUAGUCUGUGCUUAUGAACCCGCAUUCUUAUGCUUUAAUGAAUCAAUCCUUUCUCUUUUUUCACUCAAUGUUUUGUUCAAUGGAGUAAUGAACGCUGUGGGGAUCUAAUUCAUCUCGUGGCGAGACAACAUUGAAGAGUUUUCUAGUCGAAGAAAUUUCUGCAUAACAUAAGUGUGCAAUAUAAACAAUAGCCAGUGCGCAAGUCAGAACAAUUCGGGCCAAAAAUUCAACAAUUAUACUUUCCGUUGGCACAUUGAUUGCUUGGUUUGUUUGCUCAUAUGAUUUUAAAAAAUUUUUCUUUUUUAAUACCAUCUCUCGACAAAACGUUCACUUCUAGCUCCAUCAAUGGAUCAGCUCUGUUUUGUCUUUUCUUUCAGUUUUUCGUGGGGUUCCGUUAUUUUAAAUCUUUUGAUCUUUUCUCUUCAAUUGUUUGGAAACAAGUAUCUCAUAGAGUAUGAAAUUAUCGUUAGGAAUCGUUUUAAAGCUUUGUUAUUAUCCUCUCUGUAGAAAAAGAAUGAAAGUAGACGAGUGUCUGGAGCAUGAGUGGAUCAAGGUAAAUCAAUUUUGGUAUCACCCUACAAGGCUUACCGUCGUGUUCAAUAAGUCAUGAGUAAGACACCUGUCUAGACCAUUUUUUAAGCUUCAUUACGUUAUAUUUCAAUGCAUUUAACUGUGCUCUUUAUGAUGACUUUAGUCACCAGGGUUUACUGGAAAACGGAAAAGCAAGAACUCCUCGGAGGUAGGUCAAUACACAAAAAUAGUUUGUUGGUGUUUCUUGCUAGUAUUGUUUCUCCUCAAAGUUCAAUUACAAUAUUCUAUAUACAACUAAAGUUAAUCCAUACAAUCAAAUUUUUGCUGAAAGCUUUUUCCUUCCUUCCUCUAUAGUUCUUCCGUCCGUGGUUAGUCUGUUAUUCUUUUCGUCCCUUAUUUUUGUUUUUUCCGUUGGAAUUAGCCCUUAUUUAUCUGUUUUAUUUUUUUUUAAGGAUAGUUUCUCGUUCCUCUUUCUUUCUCAAUCAAAGAUUUACUCAUUGCAGGGCGAGAUGACUAUUGACCAAAACUCAAACGUUACAUCGCCAACAGAACUGAUGAGACAAGGUAACUAUCGCUAUUGGAAUUAGCUGUAGGUGGAUUGGCGAACAGAGUAUAAAUUCUAAGUCACGAUCUCUAAUUAGGUCUGAAAAGGUGGUAAUUAACUAUUGUUAUGUUACGGGAGACAAAGGUGUUGGAACAUUUGGGCGUAAUCCAUGGCCGACUAUAAAGAUCAUCUCAAUCCAUGUUCCAAGCCAGUUCUUGGAUAAGCACAUGUUUGUAAUUCCCCCAACGUACGUUAAAAGAAAAUAUCUUCGUCUCUACAGAGAGCAGAAAGUCUGAGCUAGAAUUGCCACUGGAUCCAAGGAAAUUAGAGUCUAAAGUUAAAUCACUGCUAUCAAAGUUACAAAACGCGGAAAAGGAAAACCAAGAAUUGGAAGAAAAACUCCGUGACGUGGAAGACCGCGCCGAUGCCCUGGAAGAUGAUCUUCACACAAGUCAGAGUUCUAGAAGGGUUCUGGAAGACAGGGUGUCAAAAUUGGAAGCUGAAAAGACAGAUCUUUCCAAGAAAGCAAAAACCAACAGCGAUGUUUUAAAAAGGGUAGCAGAAUCAGAGGGAGAUAAGAGAGCCCUGGAAGAUAAACUAUCCGAGCAAACUCAAUAUUUAGAAAACUUAUCACAGAAAUACGACUCUCUCAAGGAAAAGAUUGAGAAUUACGAUAUUCUAGAAGAAAAGGUUUACCUUUUGGAACGGGAAAGGAAAGACCUCAGGGAUACAAAGCAGUCAUUAGAAGACAAAAUUGCACAUCUUCAGGUGGAAAAGGAGGAAUUAACAAAAAUGAACGAGAAGAAUUCCUUGAUCAAUAGAGACCUUGACAAUGAGAUCGCAAAGCUUAAAGCGCACAGAGACGAGAUUGAAAACCAAUACGUUUGUCUUCGAACCGAGAAGGAGUCUUUGGUCGAGGAACUCACGAAACGAUUCAAUAUUUUAGAUGAACAGAAAAAGUCUCUCAGCCAAGAUAAGAGUAACCUAGAGACAAAGUUAAGCGCAUUUGAAAUCGAAAACAAGAAUUUGAGGCUAAAACUUGACGACUUAACAAAAGACAUAGAAUCUUUGAAAGAAGUUUCCAAACAAAAUGAGCAGGGGAAAGAAAAAGAAGACCUAGAAAAAGAAUUGACGAAAGUUAAAAUACAAAAAGACGAAGCCAAGGAAACUUGUGAAGAAUUGACUUCAAAACUUAGCAAAGCAUACGCAGAAUUGGAACAGUUAAAGCCUGCAAAAAUGGGUGAUGUGACAGGUGGGUAAUACAUGUAUGUAUCGCUAGGAAGUCAGCUUAUCAGUAAGGCUUCAUGAGACUGAAACAACUAUAAGAAACAAGCAUCCUACGUAAAUGUUAAUUGGUUAUUGAUUCCAAAUGCUAAGGUGUCCAAUCAGUUUUCUCUGUAGAAAGUAAAGACUAUUAAUUGAACUAAGAGUAAUCAAGAACCAAUGCGGGAGUCGCAGAUUGGAGCUUCACAUGCGACAAGCGUCUUGCAUACUGCUUAGAUCAGCGAUGUCAUGAAUGUGGUGUGCGCAAACGUUUAGAAUAUUCGGGAGAGCGAGCGAAAGACGAGAAGGCAGCUAACAGCUCUAUCAUCGCCACGUACGAAUUCUCUGAUAGAUAUUGAUCUACUCAAAUAUUUAGAGCAUGUGUCUGAAGGAUAAGUUAUAUACAAACAUUGCUUUUUUGUUAUCGAUUUUGAGAAAGCAUAAAAUUUGUCAUGGUAUUCCGCAUGAAAGUGUGCAAGAUAAACACUCUGACCGCUCGUUGUUAUGUUGUAUUUCAAUACAAUUUUGUAGUUCUUAUGAAACUGUAGGACUCCAAAACUACUGUUUUAUGUUUGUUUGUUUGUUUGAUUUUUGUUUCGUAUGUUUUUUUAUUUUCCUUAGAAAAUCGCCAAGAAGAUAUUUCAGCUUUGAAGGAAAAGUUAUCUUCCCUGGAGGAGGAAAGGGAUAACCUGGAAGAUGAUCUUGACGACAGGGAAGCUGAAAUCGUCGAAUUAAAAGGGAAAAUCGAGCAUCUUGAGGCAGAGAACAAGGACAGAAACAAAGACAUCAUGAAUUACAAGUCACAGUUAGAAGUAGCCAACGAGGAAAUUAAGUCCUGGAAAACGAGAAAGGAUGGUACAAGCUCGGCGACGCCUAAAGAAGACCAAGGAAACCUGAAUGAAAAAAUAAAGGAUUACGAAUCUAUGAUGAGUAAGCUGACGAAAGAAAUUUCUUCUUUACAAGGCAAACUUUCUGCAGCAGAACAGCUUAACAAAACUUUAGAGGAAAAGGUGAAAUCCAGUACACAGGUAUGGAUUAUGUUUUUUUUUUUAGUGUCGCAUAAAGGUAUAAGAUAGAAACAGCAACAGAAGUGUAACUCAUUAUUUAUGUAUUUUUAAGUCGGUCAUCGAAAUCAUACUCGCCUCAUUUUCUAUUCGUUACCAUAAUUAUUAUACCAUCAUAUCACGUAAUCGUCUUUCGAGUUGUACUUGCUGUACUGAUUACAUUAUAAAAAGAUUCUGUUGCUGAAAUACCUUUCGAUACGAAAAAAGUGUGUUGCCCGUCGAAAAGUACCAGUACUUGUUUAUAUUUUAUCGGAAUAAAAGAGAUUUAACAGGGGAGGGUUAAACUUGUAUUAUAGAAGCAGAUUCCGACGCACAAAAAACGUUGAUAGAUCAUUUUAAUAAUUGAUUUUGAUUAGAAGCUGGUUGUAUCUUAAAAUCCUCAAGGCUACUCUGGUUUGUGCUUUAAUCAAAUUCAUAUUUCAGGAAAGUUUCCUCGAUCCUAAUAUGGAAGGCGAAAUCAUUGGAAGAAGUGAAAAUACACUAGAAUAUGCGUCUAUGGAUUUCGAUUGCUUUGACACAGCUGACCAUAGUCCAAGAGAAGAUAGAAAUGGUCGAGACGAACGCAUUUCGCCUCAGGGAAGAAUCAACAAUGUGUUGAACAGAGAAGAAAAAAGCGAGAAGUUCGUCUUGUUGAAAAAAGAGUUCGAGAAAGUAAGGAGGAUUUCUGAGGAUGCUGAGACGAGGUUAGCGGAGGAAUUAAAGAAGAAUCAGAUUUUGGAAGAUGAGAUUGAAGAUUUUGAAAUAAGGGAAGAGAAAGGUCUGAGAUUGUACAGAGAGCUAAAGGAGGAAUGCUAUCGAUUGAGGGCACAGCUGAAUGACAGUGAAUCACCUAUGAACCAAGUUGAGGCUCGCUUGCGAGAAAAGCUAAAAAGUAAUGAAGAAGAAACCGAAGCUCUUUGCAAGCAACUCGAUUCGUUGAAAAAAGAACUACAAGUGGUCAAAGAAGAAAGAGAAAAGGGUGACACACUUUAUACUAACCUUUCUGAGAGAUACAGGAAUUUGUCGAAAGAGAAAAAGAUCUUGGAGCAGGAGAAACAUGAGCGCGAUGAGAGCGAAACGAAAUCGCGAGAGCUUGAGGACUCGUUACAAACGCGAAUUCUUGAAUUAACGAACAUGAAAGACGAGAUUGAGUCCAUGCGGGACAAGCUGCGAUCGCUGGUACGAGAGAAAGAGGAAGGUAUAAAGGAAUUUUCGAUGCUUCAAAAAGACCUUGUCAAGGCAACAAAUGACCGCCGUCAACUCGAAAAACAAGUAAAGGACGAAAUAUUCCGCGCUGAAAAAAUGGAAAGAGACCGUUUCAUAUUACAAGGAAAGAUUGAGGAGAUGCAAAAAAGUCUGCAUAAACAAGAUUUGGUCGCGGCAGCUGAUAAAAAGGCGAUAGACGCCUACGUCGAUGAAAUUAGACUUCUUAAAGACGAAAAGGGCAACGCGGUUAAGGAAGUAGAUAGGCUGAGAAAGCACAGCAAAAAUUUGAUGCAUGAUCUAGAGAAAAUUUCAAAAGAAAGCGAGGACGUGGAAACUCUGAAAAUCUUCAAAGAGCAAGCGAUCAAGGAAAUCAAAACUUUGAAAGAUGAAAACCAACGCCUUAAUCAAAAGAGCGAAGAUUUCGACCAAAUAACAGCCGAUCUUAACACUCUCAGGGAGGAAAAAGCAAUUGGAUUGCAACAUCUGGGAAUUUUAGAAAAAGAAAGUGAGAUUGCUUCGAGAGAGAUUGCAGCACUAAAAAGUGAAAAUGAGCUUCUUCUUGAGAAAGCUAACCAGCUCGAAGAAUUGAAAGAAGCCUUUGAAGCACUAAAAGAUGAUGCCGAAAGCCUACGAGAAACCAUCGAGGCUCUAAAACUCGAGAGAAAGGCCACAAAGAAAGAAAUUGAGGAUUUAAGAAAUACGAAUAAUCUUCACCUUGAAAAGAUUGUGGAAUAUGACAGAAUGCAGGAGGAUCUUGAAACAUUGAAAGAAGAGAAAGUAAUGGGACUAAAAGAGUUAAGUAGCUUGAGAGAGGAAAAUGCUGCUCUUUUGGAAGAGGUCAAGGCAACAGAUGAACUUAAGAGAGAAUGUGACCUCAUUAAAAGUGAGAAAGAGAGAGCAUUUGAAGAAAAUAGGAUUUUGAUUAAGCGUAACGAAUCCUUAGUCAAAGAACAAGAAAGCGAUCAAAGAAUAACAUUAGCAUUUAAGGCAGCGGAAGAUGAGGCCGAAAGGAUUUCCAAGGAAAAUGGAGUCUUGGCGGAAAAAUGCCAAACUCUAAUGAGCAAAAUUAAGGAGUUAACUUUGCUCAAUGAUAGUCAUUUAAUGGAGCUGAGCAGGUUGAAUCAUGAUUUGGGUGAAUCUAGGAAGGAAAAAGAAGCUCUUUCGGCUGAGCUUGAAUCUUUCCAUGUUAUCAAGAAAGAUCUCAAUGCCUCAUUGGAAAGCAAUCGGAGACUUAAUAAGGAAUCAAGAGAUCUCGAAGUCAACUUGGAAACUCAAGCUUUGGAAACGAUGAGAUUGAAAAAGGAAAUAAACGUCCUAAAGAAAAAGAAUUACGCUCUGACAACAGAAAUUGAACGCCUUCAAGGACAGAAUGCCAUCAUAGAAAAUCAAACCUCGAUAGCACUCUUGGAAGAUGGGGAAGAAUCAGAGCAGAUUUACGAACCGAAACCUAGCAAUGCUACAGACGUACGAAGAAAACUUGACGAAUUCACAACUUUUGAAGAAGUUGCAGGUAAAUACAACGUUGAAGAAGAAAAGCCUGGAAAUGUUAAACUUACAAAGUGUAACAAACGCAACGAAACAGAAGCCUUAAAACAAGAAGUCGAUUUCCUUCAGAAAGAAGUUGAAGACUUAAGUGAAGAUCACAAGGAACUUUUGCAGUCUUAUAACGCCUUGCAAAAAGAAUAUGAUCAUUCUAAAGAUAAAUUUGGCAUUCUUGAAAAGACUUUGGAAAUAAAGUCCAGAGAAAUGAAAAGUAUGACCGAAGUAAGAGACCUUUUAGAAAACACGAAGAUUGAACUUGAAAACGAGCUGAAAGUUACAUCCCAAGAAAAGGUCCAAGUCAGCAGGGAACUAGAAACUUUAAAAGAAAAGUUUGAUUCUCAGUGCCGCAGUCUGGAGAACGCCGAAAAGGAAAUUGGAAAUCUAUUUAAAGAAAAUGAGGAACUACAUCAAAAUCACAUCGAACUGGAGGAACGGUACGGACGUAUCAGGAAACUGAACAGAGAACUCGAGGAGGACAUUGAUAUCGAGACUGGAAAGCUCGUUGAGGCAAAAGAACGCAUUUCUGAACUCAAGAAAGAAAAUUCCCUUCUUCAACAAAUGAAUUUAAACCUGCAACACGAAAUUGACAAACUGAAAGGAGUUCCCGAGUUAAGUGGUCAGGAACAGGGCGGAGUGGCCAAAAAGGUUAAACAUCUAGAGAAAAAGAUAAGUGUUGCUCAACUGCAGAAAGGCGAUUUUGAAACUCGAUCUCACGGGGAGAAGAACAAAGCCCAGAACGCCACAGAAAAGAACAUGGUCAAGGUUUUGGGGGAUGAAACACGAAAGCCUCAAGGUUGGACAGAAAACGUAAGGGAAAAUAAACCACAGCAAAACCAGGGGGAAAGAACAGUAUGGACACUAGAACAAGAAAUAAAGAGCCUUCGUCCUAACAAAGAACGAGCUGAGGCCUUGGCUAAAGAAUUGGAUCAGGUUAAACAAAGACUUGACAACGAAAUAAAAAUUAGGGAAAGCAAAACUGAAGAGAGCAGCCAGAAGAAAAAAGAAAACGACUCCUUAAUUUACGAGCUUGAAAGCACCCGUCACAGAAUUGUUUCAAACGUGAUAAAUCCGUUGGAAGAAGCGAAACUCCCGUGGAAAUUUCGCGUCACCGCCGCCGACAUAUCAGCGGGAAAAAGUAAAGCAUGGUCGAGCAUCAAGGAAAGUAUUGGAACCCUGAUAUGGGACCGAGAAAGACUGGUAAAUGACAACAAGGUCUUAAAGCAAGAAAAUACCGAGCUGAAGCGUGAAUGCCAAGAACCAAUAAAAGGCAAAGAAAAAAUCAAGGUAGGAUGGUUUUGGUAGUACUAAGAAAUUAAUAUACACAUUCGCCACGGAGUGGACUAGAUGUUUCUUUCGAGUAAAUUUGAUCCUACUCAGCGGUGAAAUUUUCGAUGAAAACUCGCCGAGGAUAGUCUCUCAAGUGGUCGUUUUCACUGCUCAUAAGCUGACAUGAUACCAAACCUUAAUGACUGACCGAUGGAAUGGGUAACACCAGUAGUUGACUGACUCACUAACCCAGUCUCAGUUUGUUUGACCAGCAGGUUUCAUAACCUACAAAGUGACCUUAUUAUAACGUACUUCAACCAUUUUUCUCUUUUAGAAAUUUGAAGAAUUGGUCGGUAACCAUCACACGGAUGAAGACAUCUUAUCCAAAAAGCAAGAAAUAAAGGCUAUUCACGAGACAAUAGCUUCUGAUAAGGACAAGUUGACACAACUUCAACAACAAAAAGAAGAUUUGCUUCUUAAAAUCGAGUUUAUGAAGCGAAUGCAAUCAACUGCUGGCCAAGAGAAAGAUCAACUGGCAGCUGGAAAGAGCCUUUUUACGUCGGAUGGGAGACUGGGGCCGAACUCUCACUCAAGGUUUAAGUUUCGUAGAUUUCAAUCGGUGGAGAGUAUUUCAAUCCUUAAAGAACGGGAUACCUUCGAAGAGAAGCAAGAUCCUGUUGAUUUUCCCACACAGACUCUCACCGUAAAAACGCAGUGGACUGGGAACGAGCGAAGCGAAAUCUCGACAGGCGAGGAGCAACUACAAGUUGCGCGACAAUUGGUAAAGAAAAAUCGAAGAAUAUUCGAAUUGGAGCAGGUUGGUUAUCAAAGCGAAAUGCACUUCUAUGCACCUGCACCAACCACUGGAGGAUUCACGUUGUUACUUCACGCACGCAACCGUAAGCUAAUGGCACUGUCAAUGUAAAAGCUGCACCUUUAAAAAUGAACUAUAGCUGCAAUAAGCAUUAAGAAAGUUGCUAUUAAUUUUAAGUACUGUUAUAAAAUAAAAAGAAUAACCUGGGCCAGAAGAAAGUAUUUCCAUCUAAAAAAAGUGAGAAAAGGUAGCUAUAAUUAUUUUCAAGGGUUUACACUUAAAGAAACACACUGCGGUGUUAAAGUAAUUAUUGUUUAUUUGCAAAAUGGCACAUAAAUUAAAGGGACUAUAAAUGUUAAAAAAAACACGUUAGUUGUUACACCACAAAAAACCGUAUGCACGGAGGCACCUUUUUUUUUCAAUCAUAGCCUAAGCACUUAUCUAUCGUGAUGCACAGUUAUACCAACCAUCUCUGCUUUAGUACAACGGAUACCUUAUUGUAGAACAAUGACUAUAUAACCAACUGUUGUUGCCCAUCCUUCUGACAAGUGAGUCUCCCAAAAAUAUUCCUAGAAUUGUCAUAGGGUAGGUCUUAAAAUUGGAUCAAAACACAUCAUUUUCCUUCGCACUUUUCAUUCAUACCAAAAACUAGUCUUAGCUUUAGCUAGUCAUUUGCACUGAAAUUUUUCACCUUUCAUUUCCUUUCUGUAAGUCUAUAAUGAAAUGGACAAAAAGAUUUUUAUACGUUUUUCAAUUCAGCACAAAACAUUAACGACACUUUGUGGUUUCUGAAACUCUAGGAAAUUAUUUCAGUCUGUAACGUUAUAUACUUACACCUUCUUUACUAGGAAGUUGAUGUACUGCUGACCAAAAUCGAAGAAUCCUCAUCCGGAAAUGCGGCAGUGGAAAGCUUUUCAUCAGACGUAGAAAAUUUCAAAGCGGAAAUUUUACGACUCGAGGGCGAGAACAAACGGCUGAAAGAACUUGCAAAUGAGCCAAUACUUGCGUCAUCACAGAAAAAAAAUGGAAUCGUUAGAAGCCAUGAAUAACUUUCUAAAAAGCGAAAAAGAAGAGCUCAUUCUAGAAAUUUCUGCCAAGAAUAAGAAAAUUGAACUUUUGGAGAAACGCGUUAGGGAGUUGACCGAGAUGAGGAGUAAUGUCGUCAAUGGAUCGAGAAAUGGAAUUCACGACGAGGCUGAUUUGCAAAUAAAUGCAUUAGAUGAGGAACUCAGCAAGACUAAGCACAGAGUAUGUGAGCUUGAGGUAAGAAAUUCUCAGUUAACUCAUGACUUUGUCGAUUGCUCAGUUUAUGCCUGCUCUGAGAAAAAUUCGAGUUUGUAAUUCUGAGGUAAGUUUGAUUAGGAGUAAUAAUUAUAAGAAUUUUCGUUUUUUUUGUCCUCCGUCAAGUCCGUCACUUAAUGUCAGUUCAAUCUACAUAGAUUAAAUCCUCUUUCGAUCCCGUAGCUCAUGACAUUCCAUUCACAGAAUCACCGAAGGCUUAAAAAUGCGUUGCACUUGUACACUUUCUUCCUCUCCAUGAAAGUAAGGGAUUACCGACAUCAUAAUUACAGAGAUUAGCAUUCCACCACUCUAACUCAGCUUGUAAAACGUUUCCUUAAUUUAUCCAAUCCAGGCUGAACUUGAACAUCUAAGCAACAGUCACAAAUCCAAACUAAAGCGAGAGCUGGACGAAGUCGAGGCAAAGUGGACAAAACGGUUGAGGUUUGUUUUAUUUUCUUGAAUUUUUUAUAAGCCUACGCAAUACUUAUUUUCAAACAACUUGAAGGUCUAACAACUUUGAUUUCAUUCUUUUUUAAAUCAGAAAAGAGUGCAUGGAGCUUCAGUCAGAGUUGUCGGAGAAACACAGCAAGGAAAAACAGCUUUGGCAAAAGAAAGAAGUGGAACUUCAAAACAUUGUAAGUGGUCAUCAAAUCCGCUGUGAUGAAUGGAACAAGUCAUUAUAUCACGAGCUUACUGUUCCAUUGCUUUUGAAGCUCGCCCCUUUUUUUCCAUCGAUUUAAGGAAAAGGAUUCCUUCUAGUUUUCCCAAACGAUAAUUUAAAACGUCAUAGUAUGGUCUCCAGCCAUUCGUCAAGUCUCUCGUACACGUAAGUUGUACCCAUUCAAAUUCUUAAAAGGAAAGGGCGAUGUAAUUUUUAAGCGUCUCACAUAAUAACGCAACACACUGACCCUAGAAAGUAUUCAGACCAAAACCAUUUUAUUCAUAGUUCAAUACGCAUAUAACAUGUCUAUCGCGUCUCGACAUGCAAAGGGUAUGUGUGAUUCUUAGAGAAAGCACAUUUAGAUUCUUAUGAAAAUCACUUCCUGAGAAUGAUUCUUGUCUAUGAGUGCUGCUAUUUAUCAUCAAUUUGUCUGCCUGUUGUGGCAUAUCCACAUUUCAUUGUGAACAGAUCUGCUUCUGUCAUUCUACGUUUGAAUAAACGCCCCUAUGUGACUCGUCAAAACUCUUCAAACUCAGGAAUUAAACAUCAGGUUCGUCCCUUCUCAACGAAAAGUGAAAGAAUAAUGAAAGUUAUUUUUUCUUUGGAAGAUUCGUCAAAUGAAGAUCGUGAUGGACAAGAGGCUUAGUCAAGCGGAAACUGAACGGAGGAAACUAGAACAGGAAUUGAAUACUGUGAAAACGUCCGGUUUCCAUGGCAGCACGAUAAGCCUCGAUUCAAACUCAGAUGACUCAGCUGGAGGCGUAUCUCCAGAUCCAGGGAAAGGCAAGGACGCGACUCAGUCUGGUUUGUUUUUUUAAAUUUAUUUUUGUUCACAAUUAACUAAUUCUUGCAUCAGAUACCAAUUCAAGACUCCACGCAGGUUAUUGACACUAAUAAUCGACAAGUGUAGAAAUAAACUUUCGGGGUCUUAACCUAAGGGUACAAUUUCUUUAAUCAUAGUGGAAGAACUGUGCAAGUUCAAGCAAUUCAAGUAAUAAAAAGUUCAUAAAAAUCAACUAGAGGGGACGUACCCAAAUUCGAUAUGACAAUUGCCAAAGCUGUCGAGGAUUAAAGAGACGCUAGCAUCAUUUAAGGCAUAGAGAAUCAGAGUAGUAAACCAUUGAAUAAGAUAUUUUGAAGAACUUCAGUUAAGUCACAAGAGAGGGAAGGGGGUCACUAAUGAGUACAAUUUAAAAUACUUCUAAGACACUUCUUCCAUUUUAUUUCUGCCGUCAAAUGAUCAUUUUGUUUUUUCGUCUCUUACAGAUGGUUUAAGCGACCGCGAACUACGGCGAGUUGCUUACAAAUUGAAUGGAGAGGAGUGGUCUCGGCUUGGAACAUUCCUUGGGGAAGGGGACAGGGAUCUUGGUCAGCUCGGUGGACUAAGCAUGGGUCCUCAGGAGAAAGCUUUUAAAUUAUUGGUCAUGUGGAGAACUCGGUGUCGUUUAAGCCGAGCUCAAAUGAUUUCGCAUUUAGCCGUAGCGCUCGAGGAGGUCAACAGAAAGGAUGUUGCCCAGUUUGUUUUAGAGCAAUUUAUGUCUGGAAAACCUAGAAAGAAAUUGUUUGGGUGGUAACUAAAAUAUUGUUAACUGAUGUAUAAUAUUUUUUAGUUAUUUUUGAGGUAACUGCUAGUGAGUGGUUGGCGAGACCUACAUAAAUGUUGCAUGCGUAACAACCAAGGUAAAAAGUCUUCGUAUUACACCAUCUCACCAUUUUCAAAGGUAUAUCAACUCAUAAGCAUUACAGAGAAGUUGUAGUCAAUUAAAAUUGAGUAAUUUAUAAUCUAUCAGUGACAAUCAAUCAGAUCAAGGCUGCAAAAGGCGAAGCAGUUGACUAACGUUGAGCUAGAUCGCAGUAACAAACUAGAGAACAAAGUUUUUUUCCUAAUGAAAAUGUAAUUGAUAUUUUAAGUACCAUGGUGAACUGCAGGAUUACAACGUGUUCAAAAUGUAUAAAGGAUAAAUCACAUUAAGAGAUUCACCUAACGUUUAGUGAUUGAGGUAGAUGAUUUGGAAAACUUUACAAAAGUGGGAAACAAUAGAAUAAAGAAAUCAUAUUUAAGAGUCAACUGACUAAAAUGUCUCUGAUGUUCAAUUUCAUUUGUACGCAUUGUUCUUCAGAUGAGACUGACCCAUUGGACUCGCUUUUCAAAGGCGGCUAUCGAUAAAAUUAUGAUUAAAACACAGUAAUUAUUAGACACAAUAUUAUCAGACACACACGCAAGAAAAAACAAAAACAACAGUAACAACAAAAAAUGGUAAACUAAAAAGGAACAGACAAAUAAGCAAAGGGCAAACCACAACGCCAUGGCUUUGGCACCACUGGUAAAGCAAGAAAAAUGAUCAUUGCAUGGACAAAAAGGCUCUGAAUAAGGCAGAGAGAUGAUAGUGAAAGUUGUAACAAUAAUAUUAACAACAUUCGCAAUUAUAAUAAUGAUAAUAAUUGUGGUUGCAAUACUAGCUUUACUGCAGCUUAGCAAAAAGUCAAAGCGCAGAGUUACAAUUUUCUUUUAAUCACCUAGUCAUUCGGCACAAAGUUUGGAUCAAUAUCAGUAUCUGGGCAACUGCCCAAUUACCCCUCCCCUCCCCCAACAACAAUCAAUUGAUGACAAGUUAGGG
Molecule: messenger RNA, 55150 nt
Organism: Pocillopora meandrina
Lineage: Eukaryota; Metazoa; Cnidaria; Anthozoa; Scleractinia; Pocilloporidae
Source: the annotation of a GenBank genome assembly